GCGGGGGUGGCCGGCGGUGGGCGGAGCUGCCCUGCCCUCUCACGACUUCCCGUGGCUCGCGCAGCUCGUUUCACUCGCCUGCCGCGGCCGAGCUGCACCUUGCGCCCUCGCCUCGACCCUCCUCCCCUCUCUCUUUUUUCGGCUUGGUACAGUCGCCAGCGCGGACCCUUUUCCGCUGGGAACUAUGGGCGCGAGAGGACGCUGCGUGAGCUGCCUGGCUGUGAGGCGCCUGCUGCUGCUGCUGCUCAGCUCAGGUAAGUCGGCGGCUUUCUUGUCGGGCAGGUGGGAACUCGCCCGCUGCAGCGGGGCAGGAGCUUCUGCUGUCGCCUCGGGACGCGCUUCUUCUGCUUCUUCUGAACUGCGGCGGGAUGCGCGGCGCUUGCAAAUCAAGGGCGCCUCUCUGCUUAACCCCCCCCCCCCCAAAUCCAACCAGCAUCGGAAAGAAAAGUCUCAUUUUGGGCUCCAUUUGUAAAUCUCCCCAGGAGGAAAACACAAACAAACCUUCUCUUCUCUGCUGGUGAAAACGCAGGAUGCCAUUCAGCUAAGUUUUACUUAGCGUAGGCCUAUUGAAAUUAAUGGGCUUGACUUUUGGUGGAUCUGGAAAACUUAGUCGCACUGCUGUCAGUCAUGGUGUGUGUGAAUGGCGCUUUUAACUCUCUUCUGUUGAAACCUGUGAGACUUGACAGUCUUUUUGGAUUUGGGCAGGAUCUUCAUAGACUAUCAUAGAAUUAGUUACAGGUAGGUAGCCAUGUUGGUCUGCCAUACUCAAAACAAAACAACAAAAAAAUCCUUCCAGUAGCAUCUUAGAGACCAACUAAGUUUGUUAUUGGUAUGAGCCUUUGUGUGCAUGCACACUUCUUCAGAUACACUUCUCAUGUGUAUGCACACGAAAGCUCAUACCAAUAACAAACUUAGUUGGUCUCUAAGAUGCUACUGGAAGGAUUUAUUUUUAUCAUAGAAUUGUAAGUGUUGGAAAGGAACACAAGGGUCAUCUAGUCCAACCCCUUGCAAUGCAGGGAUCUUUUGCUCCCUGUGGGGCUUGAACACACAACCCUGAGAUUAAGAACUUCAUGGUCUACUGACUGAGUUGUCUUUAUAACAACAACAAUAAAUUGUUGUGGAUAAUAUAUAGACCAAGGGUGUAGAUGAAAAGGAAGAGAUUAUAAAUCUAGGCAGCCCAUGUGGAUGCAGGGUUUCUUCUUGGACUAAGACUGGGGAGACCAAUCCCCAUGCAGACAUGACACUUGCUUAGGGACGUUAUCCCAGACACUCUCAGCCUAGGUUACCCUGCAGGGCAGGUGUGAAGAUAAAAUGGAGAUAAAAUGGGAAGAGAAUUAGGUAUGCUGCCUUGGACUCCUUGGGCGGAAUUAUUAUUACUAAUUUGCUUUUUGUUUUUAAAAUAACCCCUCUAGCAUUUCUGUACUGGCAUUCAACUGUUGAAACCAUUUUAGCUCAGUAAUUAUUACACCAUUCUUGCAAGGUAGUCCGGUAUUAUUAUAUCCAUAUUGCCGUGUGAUCCUUAAUGUGUUACCUCAGGAGUAAGCCACCCAUGAGACUUACACCCAAAGAAGCAUGUAGGAUUGAGGUCCUAGUGAAUUAAUGGCUAAAGUGAAAUUUUAAACAGGGACUUCAUGGCUCAUACUCUUAGCCACUACAGCAAACCAACUCUUAUCUCCAGCUGAUGGCCAAAAGUCUGGAAUCAACCCUGCAAGGGGAUGCCAGGGAUUGAAUCUGGGCAAUGCAGAUGCUCCACCACUGAGCUACAGCUCUUCCCUAAGAAACAAUAAAGCAACACUUUGGUUAUACUACUGAGAACUAGAUGAAGUGGUGUUGUUGCUUUUGACUUUGACAUAUAUGACUAGGCUUCCUUGCACCACUUGUCUAGACAGCAGACUCUGGAGUGUUCCUUCAGCUUGUGUUCCUCACCUCCUCGCACAGCAGCAUUCAGCAGGGCAGUGAUGCUUGCCUGACCUCCUGUCACCAGUGCUGUUGCAGCACACCAGGAGGCAGAAGAGUAGGGCUGAGACAGUGGUGAGGGCAGCACAGUGUGAAUGCACUGGCAGAGGCAGUCCAGCACCCCCAGCAGUACAUUUGCACCACGCUGACCUCACUGCCAACUCACUUCUCACCCUUUUGCUCCAGAUACACCACAGUGUUAGGAGGUCAUGUAAGCACUUCCGCCACACCAACUGCUGCUGGUUUAACAUCUAGAAGUCUCACAAUACCCUGUAGCCAAUCAUGGUGGGGGAGAGGCAUUCUGCACAGGCUCAAAAAGAUUCCUGUCCUUACUGUUAUUUCAUAUUUUCUGGCCUGGAAUAGGAGUUCAUGUUGUAAAAUGUCAACAACAACAAAGCUGGGAGUGAUGGAGUCCAACAAGAUCUGGAAUGCCCACCCCUAACUUAAGCAAACCACUGUAUUCUUUCAGCUCCUAGUUCUGAAAUAGGGAGAUAUUGGUGUAGUGAUGAUCAUGUAAUUAUAGGUUUAAGAACCUUAAGGUGGUUUUAAAAAAAUCCUUUAUAGCUGAAUUACUUUAAAUAAUAGAGUGGUACCUCGGGUUAAGAACUUAAUUUGUUCCGGAGGUCCAUUCUUAACCUGAAACUGUUCUUAACCUGAAGCACCACUUUAGCUAAUGGGGCCUCCUGCUGCUGCCGUGCCGCCGGAGCAUGAUUUCUGUUCUCAUCCUAAAGCAAAGUUCUUAACCCAAGGUACUAUUUCUGGGUUAGCGGAGUCUGUAACCUGAAGCGUAUGUAACCCGAAGCAUAUGUAACCCGAGGUACCACUGUAAUCUAAACCUGAGGUUAUUUUACAUGCCAUGUUCAUCCUUGGGCCAAGAUGAAUGUAAAGUUUGGAAAUCUAAGCUGCCUUGUGUUUUUGGAUAAGUUUACCCAUAUUUUUAUGGAAACAGCAGCUGCAAUAUUCUCAUGUCAUAGCAUUUUCCUUCAAUGUUUCCAGAUUGUAAAAAUCAGAUUUUUUUUUUUUAAUCCAUCUGAGCUAAUGGUGGAGUUGGAUGGCAUGCAAAAACAUUUACCUGUAAGAAGUUCCAACAUGUUAUUUCAGUAACUAUGGGAAACAUUGUGGAAUGCAGUGCCAGAGGGAAUGAAAUCAGAUACAAAAGACAUUAACCUUUUGGAAGAAUUGUGGCAUGAAAACCACCCUGUGAUUCCCCCGCCCCCCAAGAAAGGAUGAAGUCUCAGUUCAUGAAAUGUUCUAUCUGCAUUUUUGUCUAAUCUGCCUUUUAUUCUCAUGGUGAGAGUAUUUGGACUGUAAACAAAAGCACCAAUUCACGCUGUAAAAGCACCCAGCCUAGAGUGACAGUGUGUACCAAUACUGUCAAAACAGUGUAGAUCAGCAGUUCUCAAACUUUGUGUGUGUGUGGACCACAUGGAAAUUGCUGGGGGACUUGGUGGACCACUGUUUUUGUUCUACAAAGCAAACCACAAACCACAAAUUUUAACAGCCAUAGUCUUGCUUUUCUAAUAUGAUGGAUGUGCCUGUUUUUGUUGUGAGAAAGUUCUGUGAAUUAUCAGCUUUCACCUCAGGUCAGGUUCAGCAUUCACCCUGCUUUUGCAUUUAGACUUGAGGGUGGCAAGUGAUGAAAACCCAAUCUUUCACCAUUAUGAGAAAAAGAAAAUGUUUUUUAACCUUCAGAGCCAAGCGUUAUAAUUAAACCCAUCAUAGGAGCCAACUCCUAGAGGCUCAGGUCCCUUCAGCCCCCCAAUAAAACAUUUGAAGGGCCUAAGGGCCCCAAAGUUAAUUGGCAUUGCCAUUCAAAUGGUGUGUGUGCCGUGUCAUGUGAUUAUGUGGGGUGGGGCUGAUCUGUCCCCCCCCCCAAUAUUUUAUUUAACUUGGCACCCCUGAAACACAUCACCAUGUUAUGAAUCCAUGGACCUUAGGCCAUGUCACUGAGGAAGACCCUGCCCCUUUCACUGAUAAAUGUUGCGGGACAAGGCCUGCUUAACCUGUCAAAAAGCCUAGCCCUGGUCAGAACAGCCAUGAUUUCCAUUGUCAGUAAAAACAAAUCCAGUGCAAAUACAGAUGUUCUGGGUUCCUUGAAUUAAGUGGUUCACAGACCACAAUGGUUAACCAGAUGGCUGUGGGAAACCCGCAAGCAAGACCUGAGUCCCACAGCAGCAUAUUUUGCAAAUGAAAUCAGAUAAUAUGUAAAGGACAAGAAGUACAGUGGUACCUCGGGUUACAUACACUUCAGGUUACAGACGCUUCAGGUUACAGACUCCGCUAACCCAGAAAUAGUACCUCGGGUUAAGAACUUUGCUUCAGGAUGAGAACAGAAAUUGUGCGGUGGUGGCACGGCAGCAGCGGGAGGCCCCAUUAGCUAAAAUGGUACCUCAGGUUAAGAAAAGUUUCAAGUUAAGAACGGACCUCCAGAACGAAUUAAGUUCUUAACUCGAGGUACCACUGUAUGUACUUUUAAAAUGUAUCUAGGCAACCCCUUUUCAGAUAAUUUCUAAGCUGAAUUGCAACUUUAUUAGCAGGCAGAUGUAAAUAUUAAAAAGGUUUCAAAACAAAUUGAAUGUAAUUAAAUUUGGGGGCAGAGGGGAUAUAUAUGUGGGUGUGUGGGUGUGUGGGUUUCUAAGUUCUUUUUACUUCAGAAGGCUAGACCAAGCCAUUAGCACUCUGAAAAGUCUUGAACAUUCACAAUUCCCUGUUGUCAUUUUCACUUACUCAUUUCAAGGUUUCCAUUGUUUGGCUUUGUGCAGGCUUGUCCCCAUUUCCAUGGUUACCGUGUUGAAAUGCAGACAGGACACAAGCUGCAUUCCGAUCAGAGUUCUACAUGCUGCUCCAUGCCAGCAGCAUAUGCUUCAGUUGUUUUGGGGCAUAUUGUUUAAGGGCCCAUGUAUGCAGAGCAGUCAACAUUUCUGUGUUUAAUCCUUAAAUCAUUGUUAGCCACUGAAAGAGAGAGGGUUGUAGCCAGUGCUUUGCUGGCAGAAAGCCCACGUAACUGAUCUUCCCCGUCCCAUCCUCCCCACUGCAGCCUCCUGCACCUUUCCCCCAAGCAAGUCUCACAAGAGAGCUAGGGGAACCUGCCCAAACAUUGUGGGCCAGGUCUUCUGCAGCUGCACUGGGAGAAGAGACUUGCUCUAAAUCAGGCAUGUCCAACUUAGUUUGCAGGUGGGCCAUUGCAAAUGAGCUGCUGGCAACAGUUUUACUUUUUACAUACAAGAUUUCCCCUGGAAGGCAGGAAUGGGGGAAUGUAGACAGGCAUUUGCAUGCCAGUGAUGUUGUGUAGAUGCUGAACAAAACAUGUAUGCAUAGAAAGUGUCAAUGUGUUGCUAUUAGUAUAAAGGUAAAGGUAAAGGGACCCCUGACCAUUAGGUCCAGUCGUGGCCGACUCUGGGGUUGUGGCGCUCAUCUCGCUUUAUUGGCUGAGGGAGCCAGCGUGCAGCUUCCGGGUCAUGUGGCCAGCAUGACUAAGCCGCUUCUGGCGAACCAGAGCAGCGCACAGAAACGCCGUUUACCUUCCCGCCGGAGCAGUACCUAUUUAUCUACUUGCACUUUGACGUGCUUUCGAACUGCUAGGUUGGCAGGAGCUGGGACCGAGCAACGGGAGCUCACCCUGUCUCGGGGAUUUGAACCACCGACCUUCUGAUCGGCAAGUCCUAGGCUCUGUGGUUUAACCCACAGCGCCACCCAUGUCCCACUAUUAGGAUACAAAGCCCUUAACAACCCUAGAACUAGUUUACCUGUGAGAUGUAUGCCUACUCAACUGCUUCGAUCUGAGGAACUGGCAUUGUUACAGGUGUAACAUAAUACCCAUUCUGCAUUUCAAAGAAAUUGAUAUUUUAGUGUGACUUUAAAACUCCCUGCUUAUUGAUUUCAGACAGGUGCCUUCAUUGUACUGUUUUUGGUGCUUUCCAAAACAGUAUUUGUUUAAGUAAGCCUACGCAGAUAUCUAGAAAGUGGAUGCAUUUUUAGUUUAUUGCUGUUUUUAUUUUAUAUUCUAAAUAGUUAUUUAAAUCAUUCUUACCAAUAAUUUUAUUGCUUUAUGCUUUUUGUAAACUGCUUUGAAGGUUGUUGCUUUUUUUUUACAAUCAAGUGAUAUAUAAAUUUAACAAAAUAAAUAAAAGCACCAAUCUCACAAUAAGCACCCAUUUAGAUGCACUAGGAAGUUGAUCAGAAGGUAACAUCAUUUUAGCCUGUGCACUGUUGCAGAUUGUGUGAGAUUGUUUGGAGGGAAGCAAGAGCAGGCAUGUAAAAAAGCCACUUUGCUGGUUUCUUGUGAUGACUAAGAUCAGGCAAGGGAACAUAGGUGUAGUGGGGGGUGAGGAAGUGUGGUUACUUCUUUACAUUGUGCUGUUAUCUGUUAUCUGUGGAUCAAAAUUUAACUAAAGACGGCAGACUACCUAAAACCUUCUUUGAACUAACUGAUAACAUGGACUUGAUUGAUAUUUGGAGGACAAGGAACCCCUUAGGUAAAGAAGGAACAUUCUUUUCUGAGGCCCACCUAUCAUGGACAAGAAUCGACCAAAUAUGGACAACUAGAGGACUGGCACCUAAGAUCAGAAAAGUGGAAAUCUGUCCAAAGACUUGCUCCGACCAUAAUGCUUUGAAAGUAGAAUUGAGACUUACUCCAACCGGUUCUUUCAGAUGGAAAAUGAAUGACACCCUACUAAGAGAUCAGGAGAUUGUGAAGAAGGCCCAAAAAACCUUAAAGGACUACUUUGAAAUCAAUUUGAACACUUCGGUGGAAAAGAGAACAAUCUGGGACGCAAGUAAAGCUGUACUGAGGGGUUUCUGAUACAACAGAACACAAUCAAGAAAAAACUUUGGAAUGGGAAAAAGAUAGGAUAUUAGAGAAGAUAAGAGAAGGAGAGAAAAAAUUGAGAUUAAAACCAAAAUCAAAAGAGGUUCUAAGAGAAAUCAAAUUCCACCAAGCUCAAUAUGCGAAAUUGAUAAAUCAAGAAGUGGAAUGGAAAAUCAAACAAAUGAAACAAAGAUCAUUUGAAUCGGCAAAUAAAUGUGGAAAACUGCUAGCAUGGCAGUUGAAAAAGAGACAAAAAUUGAACUUUGUCACUAAUCUAGAGGUGGAGGGAGAAACAUUCAGAAACCAGAAGAAAUUAGAAAGUGUUUCCAGAAAUAUUUCAAAAAACUUUAUACUCAAGGGCCUCAGGAAGUGUCUGAGAUAGAUCAAUUUUUAAAAGUUAACGGUCUAUCCAAACUAUCUCAGGAGAAGAGGACAAUCUUAAAUAAUAGAAUAACACGACAGGAAAUAGAGGGUGCCAUUCAGAAUAUGCAACUAGGCAAAUCUCCAGGCCCAGAUGGACUUACCUCCAAGUACUAUAAGACACUAAAAGACUAUUUGAUACAACCACUAAUGGAGGUCUGUAACCAGAUUAUGGAGGGGAGGAGGGCACCGGAAACGUGGAAAGAAGCUUUCAUCACAUUGAUUCCUAAAUUGGAAUCUGAAAAGACUCAGCUUAAGAACUACCGUCCCAUCUCACUCCUAAAUGUGGAUUACAAAAUUUUUGCUGAUAUUUUGGCGAGCAGACUUAAAAAAUACUUAACGAAGUAAUUCAUAAGGACCAGGCAGGCUUUCUCCCAGGAGACAUCUUUUUGAUAAUACCAGGAACAUUAUUGAUAUUUUGGAACUUUUACAAACUAAUAUCAAUACGAAAGCUGUGUUAAUUUUCAUCGAUGCGGAGAAGGCCUUUGAUAAUAUUUCUUGGAUAUUUAUGAAGAGAAACCUGGAAGGGAUGGGAGUGGGACGGGGUUUGAAAAUGGAAUAGAAGCAAUUUAUUCUGAGCAAAAGCUAAACUGAUAGUGAACAAUGUGGUGACAGAUGAGUUCAAAAUUGAAAAAGGGACACGACAAGGGUGCCCCUAUCCCCUCUUUUAUUUAUUUCAGUCCUGGAGGUGUUACUGAACAUGAUUAGGAAGGACCGGUUGAUACAAGGAAUACAGGUCGGAGUGAAACAAUAUAAAUUGAAAGCUUUUGCAGAUGAUUUGGUUUUAACAUUACAGGAGCCAGAAUCUAGUACAAAAAGAGUAUUAGAAUUGAUUCAUGAGUUUGGUCGGGUGGCGGGAUUUAAGUUGAAUAAGCAAAAACUAAGGUUUUGGGGAAAAACUUGACAACAUCAGAAAUAGAUGGGUUUCAGAAGGAAACAGAACUAAGUGUGGUAAAAAUAGUAAAAUACCUAGGGGUUCACUUGUCAGCGAAAAAUUUGAAUCUAUUUAAAGACAACUAUUUAAAAUGUUGGCUGGAAAUCAAAAAGAUUUGGAAAUCUGGUCAAGAUUGAAACUUUCCUUGUUGGGUCGAAUUGCAGCUAUAAAAAUGAAUGUAUUGCCGAAAAUGUUAUUUUUGUUUCAAACCCUACAGAUUGUGGACAGAGUGGAAUGUUUUGGAAAGUGGCAGAAGGAUAUAUCUAAGUUUGUUUGGCAGGGCAAAAGCCCGGAUAAAGUUUAAAAUACUAACUGAUUUGAAAGAAAGAGGGGGGUUUGCCCUGCCGGACUUGAGAAUAUAUUAUGAAGCUGCGGCCUUCUGCUGGAUGAAAGAUUGGUUACUUCUUGAGAACACUGAUGUUCUAGAUCUGGAAGGGUUUGAUAAUGCUUUUGGCUGGCAUGCAUAUUUGUGGUACGACAAGGUAAAGGUUCAUAAAAUGUUCAAAAAUCAUAUUGUUAGAAAAUCAAUAUUUAUGGUCUGGACAAAAUACAAGGACUUAUUAGAGGGUAAGACUCCGAGGUGGCUUUCACCAGCAGAGGCCAAGGCCCGGAAAAACCUAAUAUGGAGGUUGGUUGGCUGAAAUAUGGGGAAAUUAUAGAAAAGUAGGAGAAACUUGGAGGCUGCAGAGUUAUGAAAAAUUAAAGAAUAAGGUGCAAAAUUGGCUUCACUAUGCUCAAAUUCAAGAGGUUUUCAAGUUGGACAAAGAAUAGGUUUCCAGGUGGAAAAAUCGAAACUAGAGACAGAAUUGUUGGAACCAAAGACCAAGGUACUUUCGAGAAUGUAUAUCUUGCUGCUUAAAUGGAACACUCAGGAUGAGACAGUCAAAUCAGCCAUGAUAAAAUGGGCUCAGGACAUUGGGUACAACAUUAUGUUUGAAGACUGGGAAAGGUUAUGGACCACUGGUAUGAAAUUCACGGCAUGUAAUGCCUUGAAAGAGAAUAUUAUGAAAAUGAUAUACAGGUGGUACAUGACCCCAGUCAAGCUAGCUAAGAUAUAUCAUUUGUCUGAUAAUAAAUGUUGGAAAUGUAAGGAGGCUGAAGGGACAUUCUUUCACCUCUGGUGGACUUGCCCAAAAGUGAAGGCCUUCUGGGAAAUGAUCUAUAAUGAGUUAAAAAAAGUGUUUAAGUACACUUUUCCCAAGAAACCAGAGGCCUUCCUACUGGGCAUUGUCGGUCAGAAGGUGUUAAAGAAGGAUAGAACCUUUUUUGCAACUACAGCAGCAAGAAUUCUUAUCGCAAAACAUUGGAAGACUCAAGAUUUACCCACACUGGAAGAGUGGCAGACGCAAUUGAUGGGCUACAUGGAAUUGGCUGAGAUGACUGCCAGGAUCCGAGAUUUGGAGGAAGAAGCAAUGGAGGAGGAUUGGAAAAAUUUAAAGAUUAUUUACAAAAAUUUUAUAAGUUAUAUGAAUGUUAAGAAUUCGCAUGAUUAGGGAACUUCAGCUCCAGCAAUAAGAUUAAGGUAUGGGAAACUAAGCUAUUUUAAUGAAAAGACUAACGUUUAAAAGAACAUUAUAUAUAUUAUUAGUGCAAAUUGACAAUAAGCAUUUUAAACGUAAAUCACAAGUAUUUGAAAGAACAAAAGAAUGCACGAAAUAAGGUUAUAAUUUGCUGAAAAAUUUUAUUGUAAAGAACGCAAGGUGAGGGGGACGGGGGGAAGUCCGGUUGGUUAUGGAAAAAUGCUUUGAAAAGCUGAUUGUCUACUUUUUCUUUCUUUUUUCUGUUAUUUCUUUGUAUAUCUGACCUUGUAUUUCUAUCUGGAAAAAUGCAAUAAAAAAUAUUAUAAAAAAAAAAAAAAAUAUCUGUUAUCUGUGGUCUUUUGGCUUUUGUAGACAUACAUGCAAGGUUAUGCAUGGUUAUCUCAGUACCCCCUUCCUUUAAUUCAUUCUCCAAAUGAGAAAAAUCUUUUUGAUAAAUACUUUUAUCUAUCCUGUAGAAGAAGCAUUCUAGAUAAAACAUGGCACAGGGAUGUAUUUCUUCUGGUUUGGGGAUGAGGAAACACGUUCUGAUGCUUUUGGUAAGAGCUUCCAUUUAAAGGAGAUAACCUGAAGGAAGCAAGUUUGUGAUGGGUGCGACUAUGAAUACUCAUGUUAUUAUUAUUAUUUAUCUACCAGAAACACAUUGCAUUUUUGUGUGGUUGCACUACUAUUUUUGGAGCUGGCAGCAAAGCCAGCCUUACCAGGAUAUUUUAUGCGUUUUGUUUUGUUACCUGUAAUAUCUGUAUUUUCUUCCUCGUUUUCUGAAGGCUGGCUUGGGGUUUAAGGCUGGAUUAGAGGCAAUCCAAUACUUCAUAAUCCUGAAAGGUUUACCUAAAAGUAUUUUAGGCAAACAAUGUACAGAAAUGUGUUUUUUUUUCUGCUGGUUUCAGUAUGAUGAAACACAUUUCCUUUACUUCCUUUUGAGGGCAUCAGCAAAUUAUUAUUAUUAUUAUUAUUAUUAUUAUUAUUAUUUCUACCCUGCCCAUCUGGCUGGGUUUCCCCAGCCACUCUGGGCGGCUUUCAACAGAACAUUAAACUUCAAACAUUCAGAAUAAAACUUCAAACAUUAAAAAUCACUUCUCUCUCCUUCCCCUGUCCGCUUCCAAGUGGACACUUGGAAAUGCUUUGCAUACAUGUUCGGACUUCUUUGGACCCAACCAUUUGUAUGGCGGUGAGCAUUUUGCACAUGUCCAAUUGAUGCGUGGCCACUGACACAUGGGUAUUUUGGGACCUGGAAGGGAGUGGAACUGGGGCAGAAUGGGGGCAGGGCAUGGGCUCCACCAACGCAUGCGGGAGCCAUUAACGGACCAGCCCCGCAAAAUGGUUGCUGCCUAUACUACGACUUUAUUGAAUAGUAUUAAUCAUUUUGAUGAAUGAUUUCUGACAUUUUGAAUUACUACGACUUUAUUGAAUUGUAUCAUUUUGCUGAAUUUGUUGUUGUUUUCUUUAUUUAUGUAUGUUAUUGUGUUUAACAGUAUAGUAGUUGCAAUGUUUGUUUUUAAUGGUAUUGUGAUUAUUGUGACCUUCUUUGUUGGAAAAUUGGAAUGUAAAUAUAAAUAUUAAAUCAUAUUUAUAUGCUUACUAUUUUUAAAUAAAGGUGUUGGGCUCUCCUUUGCUGGAACUGUUAUUUAUUCGUCUAUAACAUUUAUAUCCUACCUUUUCACAACCACUCAGUAAACCUUAUGGCCAGGUGGGGAUUUGAACCCUGGUCUCCCAGUCCAACUCUUAAUAGCUAUGCAGGAGGAGGGUAUGUGGUCAGGGAUGCUGUAGUUGUGAGAUUCCUGCACCAAGCUGCUUUAUCAUUCUGUGAUAUUUUUAUUUUUCUGGCACAAUAUUAGAAUGUUGCACAUAAAGUCAAUUGACUUUUGCUGUUAUCCAGCAUAACAAUGCCUUACUGUACUCUGACAACUGCCAUUCAACAGUAGGAAAUAGGAAAUAAGCAGCUGGUGUUACUAACAGGUGUGUACAGGGUACAAAGUACAGGAAGGUAAGAAGGGAAGGUUGAGGAGAGAAGGAUAUGUAAAUUCAAUUGAGAGAAAUGUAAGUGUCACAGUACUAGCAAAAAAUCCUAGCUUGUAGAUCUGUAUAGUAUUAUUCCUUGCUUGAAAUUCAGAUGCUCAGUGACUUGGCACUCUAUAAAUGUAAAUUUAAAAAGAAGAAGGCCUUAUUUGUUUAGAGGCUAAAAAUAAGUAUGAAGCAAACUUAGCUCGCUUUUUUUUUUUUUAGUACAGAUAUUAAAUAUGAUUUCCUGAGCAUUGCAAUUUAAUUCAAAAGUACAAACCAGUUAAAAAAUCCUAGAACAAAAUAUACCCACAUUCCGUUUGCAUCACAUUUUGUGUACAUUCAGCAAACCUACAGAAUUAUAAAUAAUUUCUAGCAAACAGUUCACUUCUGAACCAUUACUGUUAUUGAUCUAUUUACUUAGGAAGACAACCGCUGUCACGAUGUUUCACUUCAUUUGUUUGGAUUCACUGGAUCAGGUCAUAAACAAAAUCUUGCCAAAUUGAUUAAGAAUGAGGACAGCUCUUCACCUCCAGUUGGUUUUUAUAAAGACUAGUUUUCAAGUUGUGAUUUAGGAGCACUCUCUCAAACCAUUUGCAGCAUGAUUAAUUGAAGGCAGACUCUCAUAAUAAUUCAUACAAAACUCUAAUUCAGAGGAGACCUCAUCUAACUUCAAUGAUUUUUAUUGUGCUAGCCAAAGGCCAUGGCAACAUCCAAAGAAUGAAAAAAAGCAGUCACUACAUAUGCAGUAGAACCAUGAUUAAAUCCACCAAAAAUUUAUUGUCACGCAGAAUAAAAAAUAAUUUUCAAAUAAAAUGUGCAAAUUAGAUCUCACAGUCCCCUUUGCAAUUGACCACUAACCCAUUCAAUUCUUAAUCUUCCUAGCUGCCAAGGCAUAGAGAGCCACCUUAUAAGUCACAGAGUCAUCAGUAUCACUCAACUGCCAUUUCACCCUCUCCGUCCUGGUUAGAUUUGUUUCCUUCAUGAAAAGGGGUUUUAUGAAUCAGUUUCUUGGGUCUGUAUAUACAGUGGUACCUUGGGUUAAGUACUUAAUUUGUUCCGGACAUCCGUUCUUAACCUGAAACUGUUCUUAACCUGAAGCACCACUUUAGCUAAUGGAGCCUCCCGCUGCCACCGCGCCGCCAGAGCAUGAUUUCUGUUCUUAUCCUGAAGCAAAGUUCUUAACCUGAGGUACUAUUUCUUGGUUAGCGGAGUCUGUAACCUGAAGCAUAUGUAACCCGAGGUGCCACUGUACUGGACAUUGUAGUAAGUAAUGGCAAAUGUCCUCUGCACAUGGUUGCCCACACAGACAGACUCUCUUUUCAUAAGGUAUUCCGUUGCAUCACCCACCUAGAACCACUGAGGGCAUAGAUUGAAAGCGUAGUUCUGUGAAGGUGACUCUUAAUGAGGCAGAGGGAAGAUUUAUCAAAUAUCUGGCUUGAAAGUGCAUCGUUUUAAUAAGUGGAAACCAUGGUGAACACUUAGAAGAAGAAGUAAUAAUAAUAAUAAAAUCUAUUUCUGCUUCAGUCAUAUAAAGGUAGUCCAUUAAAUGCCUCUUCCCCAUGUUCAGGGACACCUGGAGCUCUUGUAGGUGAUAUUGGGUCAAGUAGCGUUGGAUACCAACCUUCCAGUGUUGGGUCUGAUCCAGUUCUUUGCGGCACGAGGUGGGAAAUCUCUCAUCUGAAAAGGAUCUAGGUCCUUUCACAUAAUUUAAGCACAGAUAGUUGAUUCUAGCCUGUAUUGUUGUCACAAACGUCAAUGAAUUUAGAAUGGGUCUGUGUGCACUGGUGACUGCUCUGAUGACAACGGCUUCUUAUUUGUUUGUGCACUUGCAGCAAUAUGCUAUACAGUAUACAGGAAUGAUACGGCUAACAGAUUGCGGUUGACUCCUGACAAGACAGAAGUACUGUUUAGGGGGGACAGGGGGCGGGUGGGUGUGGGUGGGUGUGGGGGACUCCCUGGUCCUGAAUGGGGUAACUGUGUCCCUGAAGGACCAGGUGCGCAGCCUGGGAGUCAUUUUGGACUCACAACUAUCCAUGGAGGCACAGGUUAAUUCUGUGUCCAGGACAGCUGUCUACCAGCUCCAUCUGGUACGCAGGCAGAGACCCUACCUGCCCGCAGACUGUCUCACCAGAGUGGUGCAUGCUCUAGUUAUCUCCUGCUUGGACUACUGCAAUGUGUUCUACGUGGGGCUACCUUUGAAGGUGACCCGGAAACUGCAAUUAAUCCAGAAUGCAGCAGCUAGUCUGGUGACUGGGAGUGGAUGCCAGGACCAUAUAACACUGGUCCUCAGAGAUUUGCAUUGGCUCCCAGUACAUUUCCGAGCACAAUUCAAAGCAUUGGUGCUGACCUUUAAAGCCCUAAACGGCCUUAGUCCUGUAUACCUGAAGGAGCGUCUCCACCCCUAUCAUUCAGCCCGGACACUGAGAUCUAGCGCCAAGGGACUUCUGGCAGUUCUCUCAUUGCGAGGUGAGGUUACAGGGAACCAGACAGAGGGCCUUCUCAGUAGUGGCGCCCACCUGUGGAACGCCCUCCCAGAUGUCAAGGAAAUAAGCAACUAUCCUAUUUUUAAAAGACAUCUGAAGGCAGCCCUGUUUAGGCAAGUUUUUAAUAUUUAAUGCUGUAUUGUUUUUAAUACUCGAUUGGGAGCCGCCCAGAGUGGCUGGGGAAACUCAGCCAGAUGUGUGGGGUAUAAAUAAUAAUUUGAUAUUAUUAUAUUAUUAUUACGAUUUAUGGAAGUAAGGAAGGUAGAAAAAGUCAGGGGCUGACAAGUGGUGGGGAUGGAACAGGGUUAAGUCAGGAAAUCAUGGUGGAGUCAUUAACAAGGUGGCAGGUGUCUCAGGAAAGCUGUUUACUUGCUUAGUUUCAUUUAUGAAUUGCUUCCAGUAAAACAUCCCCAAGCAAUUUAACCAUAAUAACAAUCACAGUAAAAACAAUUUCAGGUCUCGCACAGACACAGACUGGCGUUAAAAUCUUCAUUCUAAAGUCUUGUUGGAAAUAGAAGGCCCUAAAUAGGCACCGAAUAGAUAAUUGAGAUGGUGACUGUUACACGUGUGAACUUUUCAAGUGUUUAAAGUGAUGGGGGAUAUGAACAUUCUUUCUGUGAUCUCUAAUGGAUGCUUCGCACAUAAAAGACAUAGCUGUUGUAGUCAGAUGCACAUAUGAACUUGACCUUAGCUGGUUGUAGCUAAAGACAGCUAUAAAUUCAGCUUUUAAAUUCAGCGUUUGCUAAGCAAGGGUCCAUGCUUAUUGAAUGCUGGAAACAUAGUGGGCUUGAAAGGGGUGGGGAGGCAUUACUAAUUGAUAACAAUAAAGGACAUGAAUAUAUUUUUAACUGUGUGCUGAUGGGAAACAGGUCUAUAAUUUUAUAAAAAAUAUGCUAAGCUGUAGUCCCAAAGCCUCACUUACAAACAAGAAUACAUCUUAAAAAUCAGCUGAAAGUAUACCAUUUGUUGGUGAUAGCAGGCAAACAUUGGAGCUUCAUAGAGUACUACCAACCCAAGACUUUAAAAAACAGUUUACAUCUUCAGUCCAGACUGUCAACACAGCAUAGCCUUGACUUGCCUGGGAAUGCCAAACACCGUUGUGUUGUCCAGGAAGCUCUUAUAUCUAAGCAGUUUGUGUCCUCAUUUUAAAAAGUCCCCAAUUCCCACAACAAAUCUGAGUGUUUCGUUCUUGGAAACACUAGUUGCUUCAUCAGAUCUCCCUGUUUUCAUUUUAUUUUCAUGAGGUCUUCCUUGGCCACUGGGCGCAGCUUGAACCAAUCAACAGAUAAACUGUGGGUGCCAUGUGCAUAUACUAUGCAUCUUAAUAAGGGUCACCACUCUUAAAAGAAACAAACAAUUCUUCUCUGAUCAGCUGCCCUUGUGUUAUAUUGAGAAAGGAAAACAGUGCCUGGCCUUCAGGGCUUUCAGUCUGAGUUGUACAAUUCCCCACAGGAGCCCAGUGGUUAUUUUCCAAGAGCUGCUCAUUGACCAACCCCUUGUAUCUGAAACGUCAGUAAAAGAUUUGUAAGUGGUUGUGACUAUUUCAAGGAGGACUGUUUGGAAAAUGACUGCAUUAUUAUGUCUCUUGCUGUCCUCCUACACAAUUCCAGUCCAGCAGUUAAUGAGACAGGAAGUGGGGUUGUGUGCUUUUUUGGUGGUUUAUCUUUAGAUGACAAAUUAUUUCACUCUGUAGCAAUUUUGUACGAGCCCAUAUAUAGAUAUGCUUAGUGUUAUUACUGUAUUACUUCCUGUGGGCAAUAAAAGCUAACAUGCUCCAGCUUUGUUGAAUUUGCUUCCUGUGGGCUGAGUUCAACGUCACUCUGUGAAGAAAGGUCUGUCUGCACAAGCAUUGCCAGCUUGCUGGAAGGAAUUGCCUGUCUUCCCUUUCCCCUUCCCCCUACAAGCUGUGCUGGGAGUUCUGAUCCCCUCCCCUCGAGAGAAUUCUGGGAGAAAGACCCAUUGAAUGAGCACAAGCCCCUGAGGCUUAGUUUGGUGAAUCCCACCCUAUAUCAUGAGUUCCAUAGAACAGAUGGUAUUCAAUGCUAGUCCUACUCAAAGUAGGCCCAUUGAAGUUAAUGAAUAUGGCUAAGAGGUUCCGUAAUUUCAAUGGGUCUACUUUGAGUAGGACUUAGUUGACUACAGCCUCAUAAUUAAGGGCUGAACUCAACUGACUGUUACUCAAAGUAGAUCCAUUAAGAUUGCUGGCCAUGUCCAACUUUAGACCCAUUAUUUUCAGUGGGAUUACUCUGAGUAAAAGCUAGUGGACGAUAACUCUGUUAAAUAGUCUCAGAGACUUCCUUUAGCAGAGAAAAUGAUAGCCUGGAGGGUGUACCAUUUAUUGUUAGCCUGGAGUGUUUACAUUCUGAUCCUUAAAAAGCAUACUGUGUGCAAAGUGCAUUCUGCUGUUAUAACUAAGGUGGAAUCUACACACAUAUUAAAAGAACACACUGAAAAUGCUUUUAAAAAAAAUCUUGAAAUAUAUGUUGAAUUUGGCAUAGCUGAUUGUCACCAUCUAGUGUCACAUUUGUAUAUUGGUGUUGUGGGUUAAACCACAGAGCCUAGAACUUGCUGAUCAGAAGGUCGGCGGUUCGAAUUCCCGCGAUGGGGUGAGCUCCCGUUGCUCGGUCCCUGCUCCUGCCAACCUAGCAGUUCAAAAGCACGUCAAAGUGCUAGUAGAUAAAUAGGUACCACUCCGGUGGGAAGGUAAACGGUGUUUCCGUGCCCUGCUCUGGUUCGCCAGAAGUGGCUUAGUCAUGCUGGCCACAUGACCCGGAAGCUGUAUGCCGGCUUCCUUGGCCAAUAAAGCGAGAUGAGCGCCGCAACCCCAGAGUCGGUCACUACUGGACCUAAUGGUCAGGGGUCCCUUUACCUUUAACUGAGUCCUAAUUCUGCAUACUGUUGAAGACACCUCUUAUCUUGCUUUGUUGCUUGCUGUUUCUCAUUUAUGUAAUACCUUUUACAUAUUACUAGUUCAGGGCACCACAUUUUAAGAAGGACAUUGACAAACUGGAGCUUGCCCAGAGGAGGCAACUAGGAUGCUGAGUGGUCCAUUCUAGUCCCCAUAGGGUCUGAGGAACAGUUGAAACUGCUGUAUUGACAGGACAAUACAAACCCAAGACCUAUCGGGAUAAGGAAGUUAGGAUCUGGUCUUAAGCCAGCCAAUCCCCUGUGCAGCUGAGCUAUGCCAGCAUAAGCCCAACAUCUUGGCUCAGCUGGAGCUAUACAGAUGCAAAACCCUUGUCCCUGGAGAGCAGGGACUCAGCCAACUGAGCUGUGAUUGGAUGACUUUAUGCUGGUGUAAAAUGGUUGGUGGAGGCAGGACCAUGCAAGGGGGAUGGAGUUAAGUCUAUUCAGCUUGAUCACAUGAGAAGAGGAAAUUACUGUAAUGUCUUCAUAUGUCUGGAGGGCACACAGAAGGCGGAACAGACUUCUUCUAUGUUUCUUCGGAGGUCAGGACUAGAACCAGUGGGAGGAAAUGGAAAGGAAGCCACUUUCAGAUAAACAUUAGGACAGACUUCCUAACAGGAAGAGCAGCUUGACUGCCUUGGGAGGCAAGCUCAUCUUUGUUGGAGAUACUUAAGCAGUGGCUGGACAAUUGUAUUUCAAGGAUGCUAUACGCCCAUCCUUCACUUACAGAAUCAGCAUUGAGCAGGGGUCAGCUCUAACAUUUUAAGAUCCUAUGUAGGCAAAACCAUCCCUUGAGGCAGAGUGCUGUCACUUCUGUUUUUCACAUGAGGAAUUGAAGCCAGUGUCUUUGACCAUGCUCAUCCACUUACAGAGGUUGUUUUCAGGAAUACAGAGGCUAUUUAUUCAGAAAUAUAUCAAACUGAGACAAACCUAGACAGCAUCUUAAAAAGCAGAGACAUCAUCUUACCAACUAAGGUCCGUAUAGUUAAAGCUAUGGUUUUCCCAGUAGUGAUGUAUGGAAGUGAGAGCUGGACCAUAAAGAAGGCUGAUCGCCGAAGAAUUGAUGCUUUUGAAUUAUGGUGCUGGAGGAGACUCUUGAGAGUCCCAUGGACUGCAAGAAGAUCAAACCUAUCCAUUCUUAAGGAAAUCAGCCCUGAGUGCUCACUGGAAGGACAGAUCCUGAAGCUGAGACUCCAAUACUUUGGCCACCUCAUGAGAAGAGAAGACUCCCUGGAAAAGACCCUUAUAUUGGGAAAGAUUGAGGGCACAAGGAGAAGGGGACGACAGAGGACGAGAUGGUUGGACAGUGUUCUCGAAGCUACCAGCAUGAGUUUGACUAAACUGCGGGAGGCAGUGGAAGACAGAAGUGCCCUGUGUGCUCUGGUCCACGGGGUCAUGAAGAGUCGGACACGACUAAAUGACCAAACAACAACAACAAAUAUCAAACUGAAAUAAUGAGAAUGACUUAUGUUUAUAGCCUAGGUAAGCCAGAAUGAUUCAUAUGGAUGAAACUAAUCAUACUGUAUUUUCAUUCCUUCGACACUGGUGAUCUCUGCUUGUUCCAGUACACUGGCAUGAGUCCCCUGAAGAACUACCACUGGACAGGCUAUCCUAAUCCAGUGCAUCACAGCUCCCUGUGUCCCUGCUGCACUCAUAUACCGUAUUUUUUGCCCUAUAGGAUGCACUUUUCCCCCUCCAAAAAUGAAGGGGAAAUGUGUGUGUGUCCUAUGGGCCGAAUGCAGGCUUUCGCUGAAGCCUGGAGAGUGAGGGGGGUCGGUGUGCACCGACUCCUCUCGCUCUCCAGGCUUCAGGAAGCUAUCCGCCAGCCGUGGGAGACCCAGCUCUCCCACGGCUAGCGGAGACCUUGCCGGCACCCAUAAGCUUGGGGCACACUGAGCUCCGCACGCCCCAAGCUUCGGGAUUAGCGCAGCACUCAGCUAGCUGUGGGAGAGACCUUGCCGGCACCCAGAAGCUUGGGGCGCAGUGAGCUCCGCACGCCCCAAGCUUCGGGAUUGGCGCAGCACUCCGCUCGAUGUGGGAGAGCCGCGUGGAUCUCCCACGGCUAGCGGAGACCUUGCCGGCACCCAGAAGCUUGGGGCGCGCUGAGCUCCGCACGCCCCAAGCUUCGGGAUUAGUGCAGCGCUCCGCUAGCCGUGGGAGAGCCGAGUGCUCUCCCACGGUUAGCGGAGACCUUGCCGGCACCCGGAAGCUUGGGGCGCACUGAGCUCCGCAUGCCCCAAGCUUCGGGAUUAGCGCAGCGCACCUGGGGGGGAAAUAAUUUUUUUCCCCUUUAUUUCCCCCCCAAAAAACUAGGUGCGUCCUAUGGGCCGGUGCGUCCUAUGGGGCGAAAAAUUCGGUACUUUCCAUAAGCUUCAUUUUAUGGUACCUAUGGGACCGCCUCUCCUGGUAUGCCCCGUGGAGGACCUUAAGGUCCAUAAAUAGCAACACCCUAGGGGUCCCGGGCCCUAAGGAUGUCAGAUUAGCCUCAACCAGAGCCAGGGCCUUUUCAACACUGUCUUUUCAACAGGGCCUGUAAGACAGAGUUGUUCUGCCUGGCCUUUGGCUUGGAAUCAACUUGAUCCCCUUCCCCUCUAUCCUUUUUCCUUUCUCCUUCUGUGAUGGAACUCCUACUUGGGGACUUCCCUGGCUUUUUUCUGGCCCACGUAGGACCAGUCUGGAUGAAGACUUGACGUUUUCAUCCCCCAAAAAGUUUUUGAUUUGAGUUUCUGUUGAAAUGAGGCUGCAUUUUAAUGUUGUAUUUUAAUCUUGUUUUUUAAGUUGUAUUUCAAUCAAUUGUUUUUAUACCUUGUGUUAGCUGCCCUGAGCCUGGUCUUGGCUGGGGAGGGUGGGGUAUAAAUAAAAUUUAUUAGUAGUAGUAUUAUUAUUAUUACCGUAUUUUUCGCACCAUAGGGCGCACCGGACCAUAGGGCGCACCCAGUUUUUAGGGGGGGGGGAAAUCAAGAAAAAAAUAUUCCCCCCCCCAGCCCUGCCUCCCCCCUGUAUUCACUCCAUAGGACGCACACACAUUUUCCCUUGCUUUUUAGGAGGGAAAAAGUGCGUCCUAUGGUGCGAAAAAUACGGUAUUUAGAACAAUAAAAAAAUUCUGGCUGCUUUAUUCAGCCCCAAUACCAUUUGUGGGAAUACACUAAUGUGCCAUGCCCUGCUUGGGCAUCUGGUUGGAUGUCUGAUAUGAACAGAAUGUUGGACUAGAUAAGCCUUUGGUCUGAUCCAACGAGGCCCUUCCUGUGUUCUUAUGCUGGCGCCUUUCCCAGCGCAGUUGUGGAAAUGAGAUAUAUACCCGCAGUGCUGUUUUUCUAGGAAAAAGAGGUGCCAGAACUCACCAUGACUGAGGCCUUGUACUCUUAUAAUGGCAAUGGCACUCACCUGAGUGGUGCCAGAACUGAGCUCCGGUGAAUUCUGGCUCAAAAAAAAAAAAGCCCUGUAUACCCACAUGCUGAGCAGAACUGGCAUGAAGAACCAGGAGUACGUUGGCUUAUUUUCUUAAUUGUUCUGUUAUGGUCAUAUAAAUUACUCUUCCUCUCAAUAGGCAUCUUUGAAAACCACUGUGAAGCAUACAACGUUGGGCUCCAAGGAGCAAGAGUAUUUUCUGGCCCCUCGAGUGAACAAUUCGGAUAUACAGUCCAACAGCUUUUAAAUCAAGAAGGCAAAUGGUAAGCAUUUCCUGCUCUUCAUUCAUAGUGCAGGGAGAAAAGCAAAGGGCAACUAUAUUAGGAACACAGGAAGGUGCCUUAUACCGAAUCAGACCCAGCAGCCCAUCUAGUUCACUAUUGUCUACACUGACAAUUUCUGAUGGGUGUCUGGGGAUCAAACUUGGGAACUUCUGCAAAUCGGUUGGUUAUGUAGGGGAGGAUGUAAUCUUUCAGGAUACCUGAAAGAUACCUGCCCCAGUGAGCAGUUGAGCUCAGGCCCAGGGGUUAAGUAUGGCUUUUCUCUCUGACCCAUAGGGCUCUCCCCAGGCCACACAUCUUGCUAGCUCAUCUUGCCUUCCUGGAAUGUGUCCUUGAUGCCUCUUGCUUGCCUGAAUAGAGGGAAGUGUGUGGGCAUAGGCGUAGAAAUUCUACUUCUGCAUGGUGGAAAUAAGACAUGCUGGACAAAGGCAUGUGAUGCUCCAUCUGCUUUUGCCUCCAGCCAUGCCAGGACUGGCUUGCAGGCCCUGGAGCAUUGUCCAUGAGGGACAGUCCCUUGGGCUGUAAAAUAAUGUUUCCCACCCUUGUGCUAAGGCAAACUACCAUUGGAUGCAACCCCUAGUAAUGCUAAUCUGACCUUUUCGUGCUAAUAUUUCACCACAUAAGAACAACAUAUUGAAAAUGGGGGUUUUCAGAACUAGAACUGUUGAAUUUAAAAGUCUAAGCUAAACUUUUUAGGUGUUGGUUUUUUGCUUGUUCAGUGAGUGUUUCCUGAUUGGGCCACCCUGGCAAUAGAAAUUAACUGGUGCUUCUAAAUUGCAUCACCUUGGCUUGUUGAUUAAUUUCUUUGUCAACUUUCUUCUUUUAAACAAUGCAAGGAAAAGAGAAAGGAGUGCCAACAACUGCAGAUUGCAAAGGAUUCAAAUUCAACUUUGUGUUUGCAAAGGAUUUAAAGUUGACUUUGUGCUGCACCCUUUUCUGAUUCGGAGCUACGUCACAAUUUGGCUCCUACAAAUAACUCAUUGUACUUUCAUCUUCUCCCUCCCACGGUCUGCUGUAUGUUUGCAGUUGCGUCUGUUUAGUUGUUGACUUCCUAAAAUCCAGACCCAUUAAAAGAAUAUUUAGUGGAAUGAUGCUUAGAAAGGUGACUAAUAGUACUCCACAGUAGUCUUGUACAUUUAGUCAUAGCAUUGUGUAAGGUAGGACAGGAAGUUCAUAGAACAGCAGAAUCAGAGUAUAAAGUAAACAGCAAGCAAGCCAAAUUAUAUGAGAAUGGGGAACCAGUGACCCUCCAGGUAUUGCUGAAAUGCAUCUCCCUACGUCUCAGACCCUUGGCUAUUCUGUCUGUGAGUGAUGGGCAUUGAAAAGCCAACAACAUCUGAAGGCCAUAGGUUCCCCACCCUGAAAUAAACAAAUAAGUAAAUUUAGCUUCUGAGAUUAACUGUACUUAAUUAUCUGUAUAGAUAUGGAAACUAAGAUAGAUGUUUCCAUAUUCUUUUGAGAUCUUCUCUGUCUCUCUCUCUCUGUCUCUCUCUCUCUCUCUGUCAUGUUGUUUUUAAAAAUCAAGUUGACUUUCAAGGUAUUUUAUGUUCUUCUGUUCUGGAUUUUAAAAAAGCUUCACAAACUGGAAAUCAUUUUAAUCAACAGGGUCAUGAUUUGGUGUACUGCUAUAUAAAAAUACCCUUUCAAAGCUCACUCUUCUGAGUGACCAUGUGGUGUAGGGAGAGAACUUUUUUGGGUGGGUGGGGGGAGUUUUCUGGGUGUUAACUUGGAAAUAGUCACAGUGACAGAUUUUCCAAGUUUCCACGACUGGAAUAGUAAGUAACCUUUACUUACUACUGACUUCAUUGUUUGCAUAGCAAAGAUUUAACCCUUCUUUGCAGAGAGGGAGGUGUGCCUCAAGUAAUAAUUAUAUUGUCACUAAUGCCUACUCACUAGGGUCCCAAACCCUUGGUGAAUUAGGGACUUUCCCUGCAUGUGAAGACAGGCUCUAGUGCAUUGAGUGGAUGAGAUCAAUAGUGGGUCCAAUGGUCAAGAAGGCAGUUUCGGCAUGUGCUAUAGAGGGAAGUAAGGGGCAGAUGGGGCUCAUCAACCUGGAAAGGUAGCACAUCUAGGAGAAGGAAAACUCUGAUCCUAAACCUCCACAGCCUUGUGGGAUAUCUUCAUGAGAAGAAAAGGCUAAGGAGUAAGCUACAGAAAUUGGGAGUAGAGUCCCUAAGACAGUUGAAUGGUGCCUUGUACACCUCCUUCCUGCAACUCUUGCAGCCCAACUGGUGCCAAAUGUAUUGCUCUACGUUCCUUUGGACCACAUCAGCGAGGCUGAGAGGCGGGUCUUGCCAUCUAGGCAGCCCAGGACCUCCAUAAACACUGCCCAGGCUUCUGCCCCAGAGAGAUCACUCUGGUGCUGUUAACACAGCGGUUUGACUUCACCCAUGGAGGCGCACUCCAUUGUCUCUUGAGGUGGAUGGAUGCCAACAAUAAUGCCUACUCCCUAGUUGAGGCAAGUCACUCACACAAGUGAAAAUGAGGUAGUAAAAUUGGCUAGAUGAUCCCAUGUAAAAAAUGAAUUGGCCAGAAGGAACGCAAAAUUAUAAAUACAUUUCUGCCAUAUGAUGAAUACUCAGUAUGUUUGCAUGACAGAUGUUAUGGACUACAUGUCCCAUGAUUCCUGACCAUUGGCUGUGCUGUUGGGAAUUGUGGUCCACAGCAUCUGGCAUGCAGCAUGCUGACUACCCUUGUUUUACAGAGACCAAAGAAAUAAUCAUAAAGAUAAUUAUUGUAGUAACCUUGAGCUCAUACUUUCAAUUACUGUUUUCAGAGUAGAGUCUUUCAACUGAAAUGACCAUACAGUUUGUAAAGAUAUGUCUGUUUUCCAGGUUGCUUGUUGGUUCACCCUGGAGUGGAUAUCCAGGAAACAGAAUGGGCGAUGUGUAUAAGUGUGAUGUUAAUCAACCGGGAACCCAAUGUUCAAAGAUGAACUUGCAGAGUAAGUUCUAAAUUCAGCAAAUAAAUUAAAGAAUAAAUUGUAUAGCUUGCCUUUCUUUCCAUGGACCUCAGCAUACGUAAGCAUCAUCUUGGUUAUUGUACUUCUUAUUAUUAUUUCUUAUCCACCCAAAGUUGGUUAUAGCUUAUAAAAACACAAUGCACCACCCAUAAUUGCUAAACAUGGACACCACUACUGUCAUCUCUACAUAUAUGUAGGCUCAGUUCUAUUUAGAGACUGAAAACCUACAUUUUGUUUUGUGAAAGAGCUGUACAUAGCAUGUAUGGUCAAAUAUUUUGGCUGCCGAGUGCAGGAAUAAACUUUGAGCACAUCAUCGCAACUGCUGGGGGGGGGGGGGCCAACUCGAAUUUCUGCACAUGGCAGAAAUCUAUGACAAUUUGCCACAAGUUUGGAAGAAAUGUACAUGGCCUGUGUGAUAGAAUUAAGAGUCCCUAGAUAAGAAGUGAGGAACAUUUAUUUGAGCUUGUGUUGUGCUCAGUUGCUCAAUGUGUUUAACGCAAACCAGGGCAUGGUUUGAGGGCACAUGAUGCAGCUAAUCAGGAUUGAGUCUGGUUGGUGUCUGGUUGGGAGAUUCCCUGGGAACCUCAUAUUUGCUAUCUUGAGUCCUGUGAUGGAAGAAUUGCCGGAUCUAAUGACUGUACUAAAUAAAUAAAAUAUGUAACAUUCUGUUACUAAAAAUAAAACUUUUUACAUGAUUUAUCCCGGCCUCAAAUGGUAGUCAGAACAGUAAGGUCCUAAGCUGCUGCCUGUGCUGAGUUUCUGGGGGAAAGCAACUUCAUGAAUGGAGGAUACUUGCACAAACAAUUUUUGAGAGCCAGUGUGGUGCAGUGUUAAGAGUGGUAGACUCGUAAUCUGGUGAACCGGGUUUGAUUCCCUGCUCCUCCAUAUGCAGUUGCUGGGUGACCUUGGGGUAGUUACACUUCUCUGAAGUCUCUCAGCCCCACUCACCUCAGAGUGUUUGUUGUGGAGGAGGAAGGGAAAAAAGAUUGUUAGCCGCUUUGAGACUCCUUUGGGUAGUGAUAAAGCAGGAUAUCAAAUCUUCUUCUUCUUUUUCUAAUAGUUCACAGAUGAUGCUUCUUAAGAGAGCACACGUAUUGUUUUAGGGGAUUAUAUGGGACAUAGGUAAGAGAUAUACAGGGUUCUGGCUGCUUACAUUGAAAAUAGUAGCUUGAAUUUCUCUUGACUGUGUGUAUUGUUGUAUUGUGUCUUUUUAGCUUUUGCAAGUGUCCCAAAUGCUACUGAGAUAAAGAAGUAUAUGAAUCUAGGAUUAACCCUAGUAAGAAACUCAAUAAGCGGAGGAUUUUUGGUAAGUGCUGCAGAUGCAAUAUAAAAUAUAGCCUGUUUGGCAGUCAGUGGUGAAACUAUAACCUUUUUUAGCUUUUCUUGGGUCCCUUCUUCAGUGCAGUUCAUCCAAAUAAGUUAAGAUAUACAUUGCAGUAAUAAAUGGGUUCGCUUAUACGUACAUAAAACGUCAAUCCCGGUCCGACUACUCUGGCUGUUAAUUAGUUUCUGGGCUCAGUUCAAAGUGCUGGUUUUUACCUAUAAAGCCUUAAAUGGCUCAGGACUGCCUCUCCGCUUGUAAACUGACCCAGAGCCUGCAAUCAUCAUCUGAAGCCCUUCUUUGUGUGCCUCCUCCAUGAGAGGCCCAGAGGGUGGCAACAUGAGAACGGGCCUUUUCUUCGGUGGCUCCCCACUUUUGCAAUGCUCUCCCCAGGGGGGCUCGCCUGGCGCCCUCGCUACAUACCUUCAGGCACCAGGCAAAAACAUUCCUCUUCUCCCAGGCCUUUGCCUAAUUAUGGCCUUUUAAACUGUAGGGGAGGGUAUUGUUUUUGUAUGCUACUAUGUUGUGCAUUUCUGUGUUUUUAUAUUGUUUCCUUUGGAGGAAGGACAGUAUAGAAAUUCAAUAAAUAAAUUAAAUAAAUAAUAAAUAACAUUUCCCUCUAAUUUAAUGUUUUUUAUUGUCUUCUAGUCAGUUCCAGACAAAGACUGGAAUUUGAUUGUUGUUGUUUUCCUGCUGCUGUAGGUGUUGUUUCAUUAGCUCAUUGUUUUCAUAUUGUAGCAUUGCAAGCGGCUGGUAUUUUAUUUUACAUACUUUUGUACGUUUCAUUGCGUUCAUGUAAGUUGCCUUGAGAUCCUUGGAGUGUAAAGCAAUAAAUAAAGAAAUAAAUAAUAAUCAUUGACCUAGUCUAAAAUUCCAUAUAUCUUGUAGUGGAGGAAGUGAUUAAUAAUAAUUGCUCCUCUUAGUGCUUUGCUGCUUUUCAGAAGGAUCAUCAAAUUGCAAGGUACUUAUCUAACAUUUCCUACCCACAGUUGAGAAAAGCUUUCAUGGAAUUAAGAUUUCAACAGAUGCUGUCUGCUUAUUUGGAUGGCAGAUAUAAUCAUGAAGAAUGCAGCUGUUUAGGCUGGUAACUGGGACAACCUGAUGGGACCAUUUGCCACCAGUCCUGAAAACGCAUUGGCUACCAAUGAGCUACUGGACUUAAUUCAAUUCAAUUUCUUCUUGGAAUUUCAGUUUAUUGUUUCUGGUGGUUUUCUGACUGGGAGCAAGCCUUGCAAAGCCAAUUGCCCUUAGAUAAGAGAAAAUAAUUGCAGCUAAAUACUUGGAGUUAUUGUUGGCAGGGAAGAAUUUGAGUGAAACUUCUUUUUCCAUCAUCUAGAGUCUAGACUUUAAAAUGGGAUUCGUUCUUUGUUGUGCAUAUUGCACUAUAUAAUGCUGACGCACAAAAUUUACAAACAUUCAAAGUUGUGAUCACUUUCAGAAGCAUUCCCUGUGCUUAUUGAUAAUGAAGUCUGAAAUUAUAUUCCGAGAAACCUUUUAGUGCAUGUUAUUUGCAUAGUCUUGAGAAGCAUAUUCAGUAUGUUGAGCUUGCAUGCUGCAGAUGCAACAAAAACAAGUCCCUUAUGACUUGUUUGCAUUAUGCACAAUGUUUCUUAUGCUAUAGAGACCAGUCUAAAGCUGCUCUAACAUUUGUGGGAAUUGUUUUUUUUUAAAAGCAGAUGUACCAAAGAGUUAUGCAUAUUGCAAUACAAAUACUUAAAAUUUUGAACAUGAAUACACAAUGGGAAAGGGCUAAUGUGCUGAUGAUAUAGGAAAUCAAGACAAGGCUGUAAUUUUAUCUGUGGCGUGGAUGAAAAAUAGCCAUUUAAAUAAAAGUUUUGCAGGAGGCAUACUAUGAAGGCUCUGUGUUCCAAAAUUCCUAUCACUGCUAUGUGCCAACUCCUCCAUGUGCCUAUUCAGCAGAAAUCAUCCGGAAGGCAAGGCACUCCAACACAUCAUUGCUGUGCACAUAUCUGAACCAACAGACCUUUACAUUUCAAUCCAAUACCCAUUUAUUCAGAAGGAAGGCCCAUUAAAUCCAAUGGGACUUCCUGCCACGUAAGCAAGUAUAGGAUUUCAGCUAUAAACGUAAUUACAGUAUACUGCCUACCCUUUCCAUACUGUUGUUGCCUCUGCUUUUUAAUUAUCAUUAUUUUAAAAAACAAGUUAUUUGAUCUAUAACAUUGCAACUGAAAUACUUUAAUAGAACUGCAGUCCAGAAUCUGAAGCAGCUUUCAUCGCCAUGGCUCAUGGAAGGGUUGCCUCUAUUUCAUCUCGCAGCCAAUGCAAUAAAUAACUACAACAUUAUUGUGCUAUUUCUUGUGCUCCAGAUAUUUUAAAAGAGGCCUGGGGAACCUGCGUCCCUCCAGGUGUUGCUAGAUUACAGCUCCCAUCAUCCCUGACCAUUGGUCAUGCUGGCUGGGGUGGACGGGAGUUGGGGUCCAGUAAGUUCUGGAAGGACGCAGCUUCCCCAUCCCUCUGUUAAAACAACAAAAGAGCUUAAGGACACGGUCCUAAAUAUGCUUAACAAGGGAGUGACCCCCACGGAACUCAGUGGAACUUACUUCGAGGAACAAUACCAUAGGAUUACACUGUUGCAAUGCAGUCCUAUACAGUGGUACCUUGGGUUACAAACACCUCAGGUUACAAACUCCGCUAACCUGGAAGUAGUAUCUCGGGUUACAAACUUUGCCCCAGGAUGAGAAUGGAAAUCGCGCGGCGGCAGCGGGAGGCCCCAUUAGUGAAGCGUGCCUCGGGUUAAGAACGGUUUCGGGUUAAGAACGGACCUCCGGAACAAAUUGAGUUUGUAACCCGAGGUACCACUGUAAAUCAACAUACCCUCAGAUUAUUGAGGAUUCUUCUCACGUUCUGCCUCCACCAUCUGUUCCCUUCCAUUAUGGUCCUAGUCAGUGGCGUAGCGUGGGGGGUGCAGGGGGGGCCGGCCGCACCGGGCGCAACAUCUGGGGGGGGCGCUCGCACUCAAGUGCUAAAAUCCAUGGGUUAGGGGGCGCAAAUUACUUGCCUUGCCCCGGGUGCUGACAACCCACGCUACGCCACUGGUCCUAGUGCUCUUCAAUGCUCAGCCCACCAUGAUGCACCAAAGCCCACUUCCACAGGCAUUCACCUUUGCUUUAUAAGUCCAAUUACAAGAUAGAGUUGGACAGGAAGGCAGUGGAACCUUUCCAUGGGAUCUCUCUACCGCUAACUCUAUACUGUACACUCAGAAGUGAGUUCCUUGGACUACAGUGGGGUUCACUCCUUUGCAAGUGUGCUUAGGAUUGUAACCUAAGUGAUCUGUGAAUAAGAAAAAAAGAUAUAUUAACUUCCUUUCUAAGGAAAGAAGCAGGACAUUUUCCUGAAAGCAUUGCUGCACAGAAAGGAGUAAAUGUAACCCAUUCUCCAGCAGAGCAACCUUCCCCGACAUGUUGCCCGUCAUCUGUUUUAAACUACAACUUCUAUCAGCCCUAGCCAGCAUGAUGGAAGCUGUGGUCCAAAAGAUAUUGAGGGCACCAAGUCUGGGAAGGCUGCAGGAUUGCUAUAGAAGAAUGUCAGACUUGCAGAAUACUUUCGCCUAAUAAUUAAUUACACCCCUGAUUGUAGAUUUGAUUCGGGGGGGGCGGAAUGUGGCUACGCCUGCACCUGUUCCUGGGCUUUUACAAAGCAUGGCAUGAUCUGAAAGGUUAGGGCUGAACUUCUUUAUUGCUGGUCCUCAUAAAAGAAUGCAGUGAAUUGGAAGUACAGUGGUGCCCCGCAAGACGAAUGCCUCGCAAGACGGAAAACCCGCUAGACGAAAGGGUUUUCCGUUUUUGAGGUGCUUCGCAAAACGAAUUUCCUAUGUGCUUGCUUCGCAAGACGAAAAUGUCUUGCGAGUUCCUGCGGGGUUUUUUUCCUUUCCCCCCCCUUUUUCCCAAGCCGCUAAACCGCUUAUCAGCUGAUGGCUAAGCCGCUUAUCAGCUGAUCUUUAAACCGCUUAACAGCUGAUGCUAAGCUGCUUAUCAGCUGAUCUUUAAGCCGCUUAACAGCUGGUGCUAAGCCGCUUAUCAGCUGAUCUUUAAGCCGCUUAACAGCUGGUGCUAAGCCGCUUAUCAGCUGAUCGUUAAGCCGCUUAUCAGCUGAUCUUUAAGCCGGCUAAGCCGCUAAUACUGUAGCGCUAAGCCUGUAACCUCUAAUGGGCUUGCUUCGCAAGACGAAAAAACCCGCAAGACGAAGAGACUCGCGGAACGGAUUCUUUUCGUCUUGCGAGGCACCACUGUAAUGGAGAACUUACUAGUAUAAGCUCACUAGAAUGAUGCCAUCUUCUGGCCAGUUCCAGUUAAUGUGAAAGAAAUGCCGGGGGGGGGGGGACUAUCUAUGGCUGAGACAAACAAUUUCAGGUGACCUUUACUGAUCUGAAAUGGAUUUGGGGUUUGUGGGCGUGAAAGAUUUAAUGGAAGGGCCCUUGCUGGUUUUUUUCUGCUGCCUGCUUGGGGUUCUGGUGGUGGCAACAAUCCUAGUCUCCACCGCUGAUGGGCAUUUCCCCCCUUUGCCUACAAGAUGCCAGAAUUAGGGCAGGAACUGUUGGCCUCACUCUGAUUUGGCUUCAUGCCAGUACUAUCUGGACCCAAUUGGAAUGAGGGCAAUGCUUUCUGGCCUCACUCUGUGACUUGUGAGUAUGAUACAAAAUCGUGCCCACCAGCUGAAGGAAUGUCAGGGCUGCUGGUUCUGGUAAGCAGAGCAAACAUAAUGCCCACUUGCAGAGUCUACUAGAAAUCAUUAAAAUGGGGCAUCACCUUUCACCGGUCUUGAACAGGGUGCUGAAGUUGUGAGGCAACAGUACAGCUUAACCUAAUAUCUGCUUUGAGAUGCAUAGCUUUUUACUGCUCUGCAAGUGCAUUAGAAUUGGUAUGUAGUACAGAGAUUGUAGCUAUUUUAGAUUCCUAACAUGUGUGAGCAAGACCCAAGGGCUGUGUUAUUUGCCACUAAUAUACUGUAUUUUAGGUUUGAAAGGAUAAGGCUUCUGAUUAUCAGGGAUAAAAAAAAUUCUGAAAUUACUCUCCCAGGAACUGCUGUGCUAAGAAUGAACCAAAUGGUUUUCAACACAGGCUUGGAUUGAUUUCCAAAGUAUUUUAGCUCUAGCAUGAUUUGUGAACACAGCCAGUAUGCUAACUGGCAAGGAUCUCCUUUAUCAAUGUCUUGAAGUAUGCAAUGUUUAUACAGUGGUGCCCCGCAAGACGAAUGCCUCGCAAGACGGAAAACUCGCUAGACGAAAGAGUUUUCCGUUUUGGAGGUGCCUCGCAAAACGAAUCUGCUAUGGGCUUGCUUCGCAAGACGAAAAUGUCUUGCGAGUUCCUGGGGGUUUUUUUUCCUUUCCCCCCUCUUUUUCUAAGUCGCUAAGCCGCUUAUCUGCUUAUCCGAUAAGCUGAUAAGCUGCUAAAAGCCGCUAAAAGCCGCUAAAAGCCGCUAAAAGCCGCUAAAAGCCGCUAAUAGCACUAAUCCGCUAAUCCGUCAAUGGGCUUGCUUCGCAAGACGAAAAAACCGCUAGACGAAGAGACUCCCAGAACGGAUUCUUUUCGUCUUGCGAGGCACCACUGUAGCGUUGAACUGAGAAAUGUGUAGUGUCAUGCCAUAGAGGCAAGGACUAGUGCACCAAGCUACGCAUGGUUCAGAGCCAUUUAUCAUGCAAAUUGGUCCACUAGAUGAUCAUUGACAAGGUGCAGAAAAUACUAGCUUAAAUGCCUCUGUCAGCCAUACGAUCCUGCCUAUAUGCUAAUAUCUGUUUCAGGGGAUCCUUCUCAAAAGCCCACCAUUACAUUAGGCUAAGCUGUUGGUGUGACCUUCUUGGUGGCGGCCCCAGAGCUAUGGAAUCCCUUCCCAUUGACUUGUGCACAUCUGUACAGGCAUUUAGGCUUUCCUCUUCAGUGUUGCCUUUAACUGAGAUUCUUAUUAACAGGGUUUUACACAGCAGCUACUUAAAAGUAUACCGUAUGCUUGGUAAUUGAGACUCCUGCAUACUGCCCUGCUCUUGCAUGCUGAAGCCUGAAAAAAGUGAUAAAACAUAUUUUAAAUAAACAAACAGCAGGCAUCCAAUGCUUAACUGAACCUGGAACCACUAACUGAUUCAAACCUACACUCUGGCUUAGGGCUCAGAUUUUGCCCUCACAGGAACUGCAAAACCAGGUGCAGAUUCCUCAGUAAAUUACACUUUGUUUACAUUUGAAUCAUUUGUUGCUUCGAAUUGCAGAAUGCACAAAAGCUAUGCAUUUCUUACAAAAGAGACACAAAACUUUUGAUUCCUGAGUAUGCCAAAUAUUAGAAACUAUCCAAUAUACAUGUCAAGAGUACAUGUGGAGAUGCAGGUGGUGCUGUGGUCUAAACCAGUGUUCCCCAACCUUGGGCCUCCAGCUGUUUUUGGACUACAACUCCCAUCAUCCCUCGCUAGCAAGACCAGUGGUCAAGGAUGAUGGGAAUUGUAGUCCAAAAACAGCUGGAGGCCCAAGGUUGGGGAACACUGGUCUAAACUACUGAGCUUCUUGGGCUUCCUGAUCAGAAGGUUGGCGGUUCAAUCCCCAUGACAGGGUGAGCUCCCGUUUCUCUGUCCCAGCUCCUGCCAGCCUAGCAGUUCGAAAGCACACCAGUGCGAGUAGAUAAAUAGGUACCGCUGCGGCGGGAAGGUAAAUGAUGUUUCCGUGCACUCUGGUUUCCGUCACGGUGUUCCAUUGCACCAGAAGCGGUUUAGUCAUGCUGGCCACAUGACCCAGAAAGCUGUCUGUGAACAAAUGCUGGCUCCCUCGGUCUGAAAGCGAGAUGGGCGCCGCAACCCCAUAUUCGCCUUUGACUGGACUUAACCGCCCAGGGGUCCUUUACCUUUACCUAACAUGCGGAGCACUUGUGCAUGGGUGGCCCAGCCUUGUAUUGAGAGAGAGACUGCACAAUGCACCUUCUAGCACAAUAUUUCUGCCCCACAUUGUAAGAGGGAGAUUAAAUGCUUUGUUGUAAUAGGUACUUCUAAAGGCUUAUUCUUAUUCUUCUUCCUCUUCUUUUUAAAGACUUGUGGCCCUUUGUGGGCACAACAGUGUGGGAGCCAGUACUAUGCAACAGGGAUCUGCUCUGAGUUCGGCCCAAGUUUCCAGAUCAUGAGAAGUUUCUCCCCUGCUGUGCAAAGUAAGUACUUAAGUAUGAUUCAGUAAGCAAUUUCAUUGCUUUAAAUACGAGACAAGAGACUAUGCUGCUAAAAUAACUGGCUCAGACUUUUUCUAUCCCCUUCUUUUGCAGAAUGUUCUUCUGCCAUAGAUGUGGUGGUUGUAUGUGAUGAGUCAAACAGCAUUCAUCCCUGGCAUGCUGUAUCGGAUUUCUUGAAAAAGUUUGUUCAAGGUUUAGAUAUAGGUCCCACAAAAACUCAGGUGCGUAGAAUUGGGGCACAGGGGGUAGGGUCAGCAGAACUGAAGCACCAUGCCUUAUUGGGGGGGGGUGUCUUUCCUGUUACUGCAAAGCCACCAUUGGAUACAGCCCAUUAUGUAUGAGUUGGCAGUGUAAAGCUUCAUUUUUUAAUGUUAGGCGUGGGGGACAUGUGUCCCGCUCCCGCCCCCCAGAUUCUGCUGAAUUUAGAACUUCCAUCUUCCCUGGCCAUUGGCAAUGCUGGCUGGAGCUGAUGGGAACUGGAGCUUAUAGAUGUAUUGCACUGGUUUAUUUAGUUAGUACUAUAACACUUUUUCCUCUUAAUUUUAUCUGAAAUUUUAGGUAGGCUUGAUUCAGUAUGGUGUUGACCCAAGAGUAGUGUUCGACCUGGGUACUUACCAAGAUAAAGGAGAUGUUGUACGAGCAAUGUCAGAAACCGUUCAAAAUGGAGGGGUCCAAACUAAUACAUUCCGCGCAAUUGAAUAUGCCAGGUAAAGCACACCGAAUAGCAGCUGACGCUCAGCUAAACAGAGAUCCUCUUUUUAAUUUAAAACAGAACAACUCUAUCACUGACAAAAAUAUAUAUCUGUAUGUGAGGGUAAAUUAAAACAAUGUUUGAAUACAACUUUGAAUGCUAAUGUACUUGAUAUCAGCUAAGGAUUUUGUAGUGAUGCUGUUUUUCUGCAUCUUCACUCUGUUGGUGGUAAAAGUACUACGUGAAAGCAUGCGUAAAAAGCAGUAUUUGUAUAUAGUAAAUCACACAUGCUGUUCAUUACAGACGUAACGCUUUCUCAAAAAAAGCUGGUGGGCGGCCAACAGCCUCUAAAGUCAUGGUUGUUGUGACAGAUGGUGAAUCACAUGAUGGCUCGAAUAUGCAAGAAGUGAUAACUAAAUGUAAUGAGGACAACAUCACUAGGUUUGGCAUAGCAGUAAGUAAGGCUUUCAUUAUUGCGACUGUAACUUUAGCCCUUGCUAUCUUUAAUGCAUGGAUUACAAGGGGACUAAAAUAAUUGUGACAAUGAGUCUAGAAUGUAGCUCUUCCGUGAGGAAUAUUCAUAAGGGAUGGGGGGCGGGGGGGGGCGGAAUUGUUUGAGUCACAUUUUCAUGCAAACCUGCCCAGUUCACACUUCCCAAACCAAUAAACAAGAUGGACCACAGCUAUCCAUCAGAUUUUGAACUUCUCCAAAUUUUGGGAUGCAGUUCUCCAACCCAAAACUCUGCAGAAAGAUGCAUGUAUCAGUGAAACUAUCGUACAAAACUGCAUUAUAUUAGGAGAACUUGCUUGUAAACGUGUAUAUAUUUGAGAGAGUUGCAUCCAUAUAUGUACAUAUUAGGAUAAAGGUGCAUGAAAAUGCUUUUGAAUUUUAAAGCAAAAAUUUGCAAAUUGGUGCAGAAAUGGAGUGAACUGUACUUAAGCUUGGAAAAAUGGGAAGCACAGAGAAACGGAAAUAUAUGUUCAUCCCCAAUAUGCAUUUGUCAAGUUCAUAGCUCUAUAGAUGCUGCAUUCUUCAUACAGAAGUCUUCAGUGUGGUCUUCUAGAUCCAUUUCAGUCAAAAGAGAUGCUUUGCGUAUUCAUCUUCACGCAGUUAUCUGCUUCUGUGACCCACCUAAUUGCAACCUCACCAGCUGAUGGUAACAACAUUAAGUCUAACCACAUCAGGAAAAUGUCACAUUUUUAAAAGUUUCCCUGAUUGUGGUUUACACAAGGAAAUAAUUUAUAGUGAGGCACACAUGAAGCAGUGUCUGAAGUGGGCAUCAGUGAGAACUGCUGAAAUGCCCUCAAAGUGCUAUCCCCCCCCCCCAACCAGUAUGACCUUAGCAGAGAAGUACAUGGUGCCGAGACAGAAGUAGUAACAGGAGAUAGAGGUAGUAAGAAAAGUGUAAUUUCCUUUAGCAAGUCACUUCCCCUCCAAAUGCAUGUACCCCCCCAACAUGCUCACCACUGGGUUAGCAUGUGGUGACUAGGUAGACAGCCCUUUUCACUUGAUCUGCUAUGCCCAGUAGAGGUUGUGUGAAGGGACAAAAUGGAGACAAAAAUGUUCUGUAACAAGUACGUAAUACAGAUGUAUCUGAAUGCUUCUUAUUAAAAUUCACAUGAUCAUUCUUUCCCCUCCCCCUCAAGGUAUUAGGAUACUUAAUUAGACAAGACAUGGAUACUAGAAAUUUAAUCAAAGAAAUCAAAGGAAUUGCCAGUGUUCCCACAUCAAAAUAUUUCUUUAAUGUGUCAUCUGAGGCGGCACUUUUAGAAGAAGCAGGAACGUUGGGAGAGCGAAUUUUCAGCAUAGAAGGUACUAAAAUAAAGAGUUUCCCUUUCUACUAAUCAAUCCUAUCCAGCGCUAGCUAACCUGUUACUUGCCAGAUGUUGCUGCGUUACAAACCCCCUAUCAUCCUUGGCUUUUGACCAUGCAGGCUGGUUCUGACAGGAGUUGGAAUCUAACAACAUCUUUUGGGGGGGCACAGGUUUCCCACCUGCUGAAAUCAGUGUGUCACAAAAUUUAUUUGUAACUGGUGAUAGACAUAUGAGUAAACAUCAUUUUCCCCCCCACCAGGUACUGAUCAAGGUGAUUUAUUCCAGAUGGAAAUGUCACAAGUGGGAUUCAGUGCUUCAUACUUGCAGCAAAAGGUAAUGAACAGCUUGUAAACCAACACUGCAUUUAACUUACAUUGCCAACAAUACUACCUUUUUUUACUUGAAGAAGAAACUGUUAGAAUGGUAGAGAAUCACAAAACGAUAGAAAUGUAUAAGUAGAAAAGUAUAUUGAAAACUACUUGUGUUGGGGAUGUGUCACUGCCUCUUGUAUCAUUGAAAAUCAUUCACUGAAAAUACCUGAGUAUAUUUUAAUCCCCGUUUGCCUUUGUUUUGCUUUCUCUUAAGGAAGUUCUGAUGCUGGGUGCUGUGGGGGCCUAUGAGUGGACUGGAACGGUGGUGCAGGAGACAGCAAAACAAGCUGCUAUAUUUCCCAAGGAAGCAUUUGAAAAAGUUUUGCAAGACAGAAAUCAUACCUCCUAUUUAGGUGAGGGUGGUGGUUCAAAGGGCAGAGUGAAAUAUUUCUCAAAUGUUCUUGGGUACUCUUUAUCACAUUCCUGAUUUAGAACUGUGGAAAGCCAAUUAAAGAUUUAUCAUUCAAGAGCAUUUUCUUUUCUUUUAGAUACUUGAACUUGAGAACUGUUGCCAGAAGUUUCAAGCAUUUGCUCUCUUUAAAUGAACAGUAAUUUGUCUUUUAUCUAAUUUAUUGGUUAAUAAAAUACAGUUUUCUAAAAACCAAUAUGGGUGUUAGGAACUUGUUUUGACUCUUAUCUGCAUGCCUUUUGAAGGGGAGAGCCUGCAGACUCAUGGGGGUCCUUGAAUAUUCAUGUGGUUUACAAGUACAAAAUGAGUCUCAUAAGGCAGUCACUUCAGAAUUAUAUUGGCAAGUGAUGGAGAAUUCUUUCUCCUGAUUUCUAUGAUUACAUAUUCUAAUGGGGAAAACAUUAUGGACUUCAGAGCUAUUUUCUUGAGAUGUUACCAAGCCCUAUAUGCAUCCAUAAGCUUGCUAAAACUCUAAAGAGUUCUCAGACCAAGACUCUGGACAAGAAAUAAUCAAAAUAGAAAUAGCUGAGGCAAAAGCUAUAAAAUGGAUUAUGUGGCAGCUAAGUAAGGGCUGUGUCUGGUGGAUAACUUUGCGCUAGCAGAAAGCACUUACACUCACAAAAAGCAGGACACCGAAUUCUUGCCAAUCCCUCUUAGUGAUUGCAGCCCCCCUCCCCAAGCCAAGUCCUGUACUGUUCCAGAGGAUUUCAAACAGCCAGAAACAGCUUUUCAGUGGGUACAAUGGGCUGCAGGGAGUAGGAAAUAUUGUCAAAAUUGGGUACUUAAGGUUCCUAAAGCCCAGAAUCUGGGAAAGAAAAAGACCCAUAAAAUCAUGGGGUAGUAAAUUGUGUAUUUGUCAAACUAGAAAUAAAGUGGCACUCCACUUCCUGGUCCAUUCAGGACAAGGACGGAGGUCCCCCAGUGUCUCACUUGAGGGCUAUGGAGUCUUCACAUGUGUGUUAAUAGUGCCACUGUGCAUGUGUAUCUUGACAUGGGUCUUUCUGAAUGCAGCUGUGUUCCACAUGACAGAGAACAUGAAGCUGUAUGUAGGGGGAACAUAACACCCCCUGCUCCAUUGUUCCAUCUGUUUCAGAGCCUGGCAUUUAAUGUGAAUGGUCCCAGAUCAUCACUUGUCCUAAAAUAUAUGUAUCAGAGUGGUUACGCCAGCCAGCAGUGCUCGCUUGUGAAGUUUUUUUCAGCAAAGGUUGCAGCUAAUCAGAACCUCCUUUCUGUAGCUGGACCAGAAGUCAUAGGACCUUGGCAUGCAGCAACCGAAAUAGAAUCUACAUUUCAGUUUUAGAAUACUUUUCAUGCUCGGUUGCCUUUUUGAACAACUGCACCACUGUUACUUGAUAACGAUAACUAUGACUUUGCUUUUCAGGUUAUUCUGUUGCUGUUCUUUCAGCAGAAGAUACUGUCUAUUUUGUUGCUGGUGCUCCACGGUCCAACUACACUGGCAGAGUGGUGGUUUAUGAGAUUGAUGUUCACGGCAAUGUAACUAUUGUUCAUUCUCAAAGAGGAGAGCAGGCAAGUGCAGAAGUUGGCACUGAAUUUUCUUGUUUGUGUUAUAUAUGUAUAAAUGUCACAGGCACCAGCUGUCGCAAGUAGGGUUUAAAACUGAUAUUUACUUGCAUUGCAAGUUUGCCUUUCCAAAGUUGUGUAUCUUGUCUGCACAAAUCCAACUACAAUGUAUGGCUGUAACUGGCACUGACAUGCGCCGUCUGAUAAAAAAUGUUCUAUCAUUUCAGAUUGGUUCCUACUUUGGUAGUGUGCUAUGUUCCGUGGACGUUAAUGGCGAUUCAGUAACAGAUGUGCUCUUGGUUGGCGCACCAAUGUUCAUGAAUGAGUUAAAAAAAGAAGAAGGGAGAGUCUAUAUGUUUUCAGUCAGAAAGGUACAUAAAAUAUAUUGGGUUGCCAAGAGAGCAGCUCAAAGCUCUGGUGUUUUCCUAAAUACUUGGUCUGUGGUUAAUCCAGAAAUUCCAUUUGGCUCUCAUCCAUCUAAAGCAUGUAUAUGGGGUAACUACAUGCAUGGAUACCUUUCAAAAUGUUUGAAAUUCUACUAAUUGGUCAUUGGAUGCGCAAGGGAGAAUGGGGAGAUGAAAUCCACUCCUUGUUACCCCUUGCAAAUAGCUGAUAAGUGGUGUUUUUGUUUUUUUUAAAAUAAAUAAAUAAAUUUCAAGCUGUCUGCAUAUCUUGGUGAACUCUUGGAAUGAAUGGAAUGGCAAGAGACCUAUUUGAACACAGUAUCCUUCAACCCACUGAGGAUGACUUUCAUUUAAACAGUCCCCUUAGUUGGAUCAAUUAGCCUGAUAGAAUGACUGUGCUAUUUUACGCAGACAGCAAUAAUUACUGAUAAUAUUGGGAAGUAUGCAGAAGCUACUUACCUUAGCAAUAAUUCCUGAGAUGCUUAAUGGAAAGUUUUUCUUACUUGUGUCUGUUUUUAGGACUUCCUAUAUAGUUGGCACAACAAAAAUAGACAAGGGAAUAAGAAUUUCCACCUCUGAUUUUUCUAUUUUGUAAGAACUAGGAAAUUCCAUUUCUUUUUCAAAGAACUGCAUUCAGGUUCAAGAAUAUUUGUCUAAUGUGUUUCAUAAAACUCUAAUGCAAGACCCCCCGCCCCUCUUUCUCUGGCCUUUUUUCAAAGGGCAUUUUGGGCAAACAAGAACUUCUAGAAGGGCCUCAAGGGACUGAAAACGCUCGGUAUGGAUCUGCUAUUGCUGUUGCUUCAGAUAUCGAUUUGGAUGGUUUCAAUGAUGUGAUAGUUGGAGCGCUACUAGAAAACCAGAAUGCUGGUGCUAUCUACAUUUACAAUGGUAAACAGAGGACAAUACACACUAAAUAUUCCCAGGUAAAUUACUUUUUUUACAGAAUGCUAUAAAUUAGGUCUGCUCCUGGUCUGAACCGUUCUCUGGUCUGAACAGUCAUACCUAGACAUUGGCUGUUUUGGCUGGGACUGAGGGGAGCUAGAGUCUAGCAAUAUUUGGUGGGCCACAGAUUCCCCAACCCUGAUUUAGAGUUUUGCCCAGGCUCUGAGCACGGUUAUUUGUCCUCUCUUUUUGUUGGUAUCUUGCAUGUUUUAUGGGGCCUUUUCUGUCAUUACACUGUAUGACUCUGAGGAACAAAAUCUUUCAUUGCAAAUCCUAGUUCCUAUUCCCAUGUGAACCUCCCUGUAGUUUAAGAUCAGAUGAGGAGGCCCGUCCAAUAGGACCUCAGAUCUGGUGGCGCUCAAAUGAUCUAAUAAUCCCCAGCCUCUCAUUAGCGUUGCUUGAUAGGAUUGGUUAUGAAGUUCAUUGUGUGACUUGGCUCAGUUUCUGUCUUUCAGCCUAAUGUACUUCACAGAACUGUUGCAAAGAUAGAAUGGGGUGGGAGAACAAUGUACACCAAUUUGAGCUCCUCAGAGGAAAAUGGAAUAUAAAUGUAGUAUAGUAAUUUUAAAAAUGUGGAAAUAAUUAACCAUACAGCUACUGAUUGUUUGUUUGUUUGUUUGUUUACUGUUAAGGUCUUGUGGCACUUUAAAGGUGAAUACAUUGAUUGUGGAAUUAUGUUUGCAAGACUAGAUACUACUUUGUCAGAUGCGUGUGCUUUUCAAACUAACUCAAAAGCCAAUGAUGAAAAUCAAUAACGACGACUUCAUUGCUAAUAUGAAACAUUUGAGCAAGGGAGAAUCCUCAAAAUAACCCAUAUGUGAAUGAAAACAUCAACAUGCCUGAUACAAAUAUUUCUCUUCUCAGAAAAUUUUGGGAUCAGACCCUGCGUUUGGACAGCAGCUCCAGUAUUUUGGAAGAUCAAUAGAUGGCCAUAGUGAUUUAAAUGGUGAUGGGAUCACUGAUGUAUCUGUGGGCUCUGAUGGAAACGUGAUUCAACUCUGGUGAGACAUGGAUUUUUUUUUUAAAAAAGCAACAAAUAUCUUUAAUCGGCUCUGGAUCCAUUCCAGUCCAGCUUCCGCACUGGUCAUGGGGCCGAGACGGCUCUGGUUGCCCUAACAAAUGAUCUUCGUAGACAGCUGGAUCAAGGUGGGUCAGGGCUGCUGAUUCUUCUAGAUCUGUCAGCAGCUUUCGACGUGGUCGAUCACGAACUUCUGGACCACCGCCUUGCCGACGUGGGGAUCCAGGGCAUAGUCCUUCAAUGGCUGCGCUCGUUUCUCUCUGGUCGGGGACAGAGGGUGGCGCGUGUGGGGGAAUUGUCAUCUCGCCACUCCUUGGUGUGUGGAGUACCUCAGGGUGCGAUACUCUCCCGAUGCUUUUAAACAUCUUUAUGCGCCCCUCGCCCAGCUUGUCCGGAGUUUUGGGCUGGGUUGCCAUCAGUAUGCUGAUGACACCCAACUCUAUCUGUUGAUGGAUGGCCAUCCUGACUCGGCCCCAGACACACUGACCAGAUGUUUGGAAGCUGUGGCUGGAUGGUUACGUGGGAGCCGGUUGAAGCUAAAUCCUUCGAAGACAGAGGUCCUGUGGCUGGGACGGGACGAUAUGGGAUUGGGGGCAACUCCCAUCUCUUGCAGGGCGCAAUUAGUGCCAGCACCGUCCGUUAAGAGUUUGGGUGUAAUCUUCAACACCUCCCUUUCCAUGGAGGCGCAGAUUGCAGCUACAACAAAGGCGGCAUUUUUCCAUCUCCGGCAAGCUAAGCAGUUGGCUCCUUACCUCUCUCGCCCUGACCUAGCCACUGUGACCCACGCGACGGUCACCUCCAGACUGGAUUAUUGUAACUCGCUCUACGUGGGGCUGCCCUUGAGACUGACCCAGAAACUCCAGCGGGUGCAGAAUGCUGCAGCGAGACUCCUUACAGGGUCUUCGCUGCGAGAUCACAUUCACCCAGUGCUAUACCAGCUGCACUGGCUCCCGGUGGAGUACAGGAUCAGGUUUAAGGUGCUGGUGUUAACCUUUAAAGCCCUAUACGGCCUAGGACCCUCGUACCUACGGGACCGCCUCUCCUGGUAUGCCCCACAGAGAAACUUACGGUCUUCAAAUAAAAACAUCUUGAAGGUCCCAGGCCACAGAGAAGUUAGGCUGGCCUCAACUAGAGCCAGGGCUUUUUCGGCCGUGGCUCCGAUCUGGUGGAACACUCUGUCACAAGAGACCAGGGCCCUGCGGGACUUGACAUCUUUCCGCAGGGCCUGCAAGACAGAGCUGUUCCACCAGGCCUUUGGCCAGGGCACAGCCUGACUCCCUCCCUCGGCAAUCUUCUCGGAGCUCUGGCCCAAUGGUUGCCAGUGGCUUGAAUUAAUUAAUUUUAUAAUGAAUGAUUUUAGAGUGUUGUUUGUGCUGUACUUUUGUACUGUUUUAUUGUUGUUAGCCGCCCUGAGCUCGGCUUCGGCUGGGGAGGGCGGGAUAUAAAUAAAUUUUAUUAUUACUAUUAUUAUUAUUAUUAUUAUUAUUAUUAUUAUUAAUGGCCCUUCUCCCACUGCUUCUCUUCCAGUCCCUAACUUAAUUCUGAAUGAGAGAAAGAAAUUUAGGGUGGUAUUCAACUCAGUGCUGAAUAUAUGUUUAGCCUGAGGUCCCACUAUAUUCUAUGGGACUAGCUCCCUAUUGUGUAUACGAAUGCAGCCUAAUUGACUGUUGAUUUUGUAAGUAUAAAUUCUAGAUAGAUGCCUCCUCAGAACAAAUCUCCCUUUUUUGCAAUUAAGUUUACAGGCAAAUCUGCCUGUUUGUAUUUCAGGUCUCAGAGUAUUGCUGCUGUGUCCAUCCAUGUAUCAGCUACACCGAAGAAGAUAAGCUUGCUAAACAGGAAUACAGAGGUAGUUCUCCACAUAUGUUUCAGUGCAACCUUUAGACCUGCUCACAGGACAAAUCAAGUGGGUAAGUAUUUCUACAGUCUUGUUUUACAUGAUUAUUAUUUUUUUUAAAAAGAGUAUUACUUGUUGGGGCAAGAUGACCUACUACUGUAAGGCUGCAAUUGCAAGAUCCCCUUAUGGGCAUAAGCUUCACUACACUCGGUGGGAUAUACUCCCGAGUAGACAUGUAUAGGGUUGCAUUGUUGAUUUAAGUAAAAUUCUUACUUCUGAUUAAGGCUGGGAUAAAAAUAUUUUCAAUAAUUGCAAAUAAAAGAAUAAAGGAGAUAUGUGUGGUUGUGCCACUGAAAAGCUGUAUCAAAAAUGCAAAAUUUCUUGUCCUUCUGUGGACAGCACCAGUGCAUCACCAGGGUAGGUAUAGUACUGAAUAUUCCAGUUAUUUGUGUAUGAACAAAUAUAUGUGAACUUAGGCUCCCCCCCUCUCACAGUAGGGUAACCAGAUGCUCCUUGAAUAAUUGUGUAGGAGAGAUAAUUUUAUCUGGUGUUCUUGACAGUUCAUAAUAGCUGAAAUUCCCUUUCCUUCACAACUUUUUCUCUUGUCUUCUUUUUCACUGGGCUGCCGAAGAGCAGUUAUAAAGAAUCAUGAAGAUAUGAAGUGUUUUUCAACUGAUGUUUGAAGUUGUGUUUUUUUUAUUGUUGUAAGCUGCCCCGAGUACGUAAUACAUUUGCAUUAGAAGGGUGCGAUGUAAAUUUCUCAAUGAACAAACAUAUUCCUUUAAAAUAUGUACCUUUUUUUUUCCUUUUAAGAUAUCAGAUACAACCUGACAUUGGAUGCUGAUCUCUUGUCUUCUCGAGUGACUUCCCGAGGAUUGUUUAAAGAAAAUAAGGAGAGGUAUCUACAGAAUAAUAUCCUAGUCCGCUCCACGGAGAACUGCAAGGAGCAUGUUUUUAAUGUUCAGGUAGAUAUUAGCUAACUGAUCUAUAUGUUAUGCAUAUUUGUAGAAAUGAAUGGUUGUGGCCUGGCCCUUGCAAACAGCAGGUAACAGUUGCAGCUUGUAGCUACUCUGCCUGUACAACUUCAGACAGCCAUUGAGAGAUCAUAUGAUGGAAUGUUCCAUUGGCAUCUGUAUAUAAACUCCAUCACCUAUCAAUAACAACCAUUGCAGACCUUAGGAUUGGCAGAGGAGGUGCUGCUGCCACUGGGGGCUGCCCAGUUGGUGUUGACAGGGCCUUUUCAGUGGACGUUGUGGGAUGCUGUUCCUGGUGUGGUGUGUCUGUCUCCCUAAUUGUUGACUCAGGAGGAAUAUAAAGACAUCCCUGUCUAGGCAUUUGGUGGCUUAAAAACACUGCUCCUGGUAACCCUGCGGGAGCUAGCAGAGAUAAUGUUUUUAACUGCAACAGCUUUUAUUUUUUAUUGUGGAGGUGUUAGCCACCUUGGGCAGGGCCGUAGUCCGGAGUGUCAUCUCUUUACUAAAACCGCCGUGUGUUCAAUCACUCAGCCACUCCCCACCCAUGGUUUGGGUAAAUGUAAUUAGGAAGGGGUAGUACUGUGAUAAGUUAGUCUUGUACAAAAACAAAAUGUUCGGCAGAAUGCAGUGUAUUAAAAAAAUAUAUUCAAUAUUAUUUAUCAGAGCCAGAAACUCCUGUCUUCCACUGCCUCUCGCAGCUUGGUCAAACUCAUGCUUGAAGCUACCAGCAUGAGUUUGACCAAGCUGCCGGAGGCAGUGGAAGACAGGAGUGCCUGGGGUUAUGAAGAGUCAGACACAACUAAACGACUAAGCAACAACAUCAGAUCAUUUGGACCACUGAAUUACAGGUAUUCUCAGCCAGCAGUUGUGUAUAUGAGAAAUAUUAACUGAACAGAUUUCAGUUGGUGGUUUGUAUUUCUAUGUUUGUGUUUAUAGGAGCCCUCUGAUGCUGUCAACUCUCUUAGUGUGCGUGUUGAUAUUGGCCUCAAUAAUCCUGGUUCAAGUCCUGCUCUUGACAAAACUUCCCCUGCAUCUGUUACUUACAGUGUAAGUAUAUUAACACACAUUACUCUUGCUGCAUAAUCAAUAAGUUGACACGUGAUCAAUGUGAGUCCCACUAUAGUAACAGAAAACUAGGUUGUUUUAGUGGCACUUAUCGGCUAAAUCUAUCAGUGCCAUGACUAGACUAAAAAUAUAGAAUUUGUUAACAAGCACAGGAGUCAGCAUUCUUUGGACCCAUAUACAAGGUUCGGGGACUAGCAAUGCCUCAGUUGAGAACAGCUUUACAAGCCCCCAAAUCCUGACUCACAUUGAAAAUUUCAUCAGAGAAUACUUCCUGACUUACCAUCCAUUUGCAAAAUGUCUGGUGGGAGCAAAUAGCAACCUGCUGCUGUCAGAAAAAGAUGGCCUUCAAUGGCGAGUUUCUGUCUGCUCAGCAGCAGCAGCAUGUCAACAAAGAGAGCUGUUAGUCUCCUUAAAUUGGCGCUGUGGUCUAAACCACUGAGCCUCUUGGGCUUGCCAAUCAGAAGGUCGGCGGUUUGAAUCCCUGCGGCGGAGUGAGCUCCUGUUGCUCUGUCCCAGCUCCUGCCAACCUAGCAGUUUGAAAGCACACCAGUGCAAGUAGAUAAAUAAGUACCGCUGUGGCGGGAAGGUAAACGCCAUUUCCGUGUGCUCUGGUUUCCGUCACGGUGUUCUGUUGCACCAGUAUCGAUUUAGUCAUGCUGGCCACAUGACCUGGAAAGCUAUUUGUUGGCAAAUGCUGGCUCCCUUGGCUUGAAAGCGAGAUGAGUGCCACAACCCCAUAGUUGCCUUUGACUGGACAUAACCGUCCAGGGGACCUUUACCUUUUUAUCUAUUGAAAUGUAUAGAGAGAUUGAUUUUUCCUUUGAUUUCAGAUUAACUCAGGAAAAGGCUGGGCCAUUUCCUGCCUCACCCACCCACCCAAGGAGGAGUUGGGAAGCUCAGUUUAUUUCUGAGUGUGAAUUGAGAUCUAAGUGUGAAUUUAGAUCUACUGAGAUCGAAGUGGAGCUUUCCCAUCACUAAUCCCAAAAGUUUCAACUUCCAUUUAAAGUUGAGGUUUAUUUAUUUAUUUAAUUAAAGUACUUUUUAAAAUUUUAAUAGUUAUAUUUUCAGAAGACAAAAAAAACACAACCUCAUGAUACACUUGAAAGCAGACCAGGUGAGGUCUUGGAAAGAUACUGGGAGACAGGGAAAGGAUUUGGAGAGGGUGGUGUGAGCCUUAAGUACAUUCAACAUCUCUUUGUCAGCCUCAUUACAAUAAAAGCAGAAUAAAUGAUACGAAGAAAGGCGAAGCGAGCAUAUUUUCUUGAACUUACAUAGUUCAAAAAAUUUGAGUAGUCUUCGGGCAAGAGUUGGGUUACAGAAUUAUAAAUGUGUUAAUUUAUUAGCAUAGAAUAGACAGAGAACCAUAGAGACCCUUAUUAUGACACUUAGGUACUAGUAAUAACAGCUGUUUGGAUUUUUAUUUCAUUUUUAUUCAAUAAAUUUAUUUCCCAUUCUUGCUCCCAAAGACGACCAAAAAGAAAUAUAGAUUCCCCCUACCUUGAACAAAGAAGAUGGGAGUAAUUUUUAAUUUUAUUUUAAUGUUAUUUUGUAGAUACCAUUUGUUAAAGAUUGCGGUGAGGAUGAAGUAUGCAAUACGGACCUUGUGCUUGAUGUUCAACAGAAAGGAAAUAAUGGGUAAGACCCAAUUUUGCAUCUUGGUUCAACAUUUCAGGUUGGGUUUUGUAUUACACACACACACAUACAGUGGCGGAGCUUCAUGCUCCGGCACCGGGGGGGGCGGAGACCAGGCAGAGGUGGGGCUGGCACGCGUCCCGGGGGCACGGCACCUGCAGGGGCACGGGGCACGUCCUGGGGGCGGGGGGCGCCCAGCAUGGGCGAGGGGGCACCCACGAUGGCACCCUACCAGGAUCGCACUGCGGGGGGAGGUGCGCUCCCCCCGCACUCCUCUUCCUCUGCCAGUGUGUGUGUGUGUGUGUGUGUGUGUGUGUAUAUAUAUACCUUGUAAACUCGAGUUCAACCACAUUAACUGUGUGUUUCUGUUCUAUCUUUUUCCUCCCUGGCAACAGCAAACAACACUUUGUUAUCAGCAGUAAGAACAAAAGAUUGAUAUUCAGCGUGAAACUGAGAAACCAGAAGGAAAAUGCAUACAACACCAGAAUUCAAAUUGCUUUUUCCAAAAACUUGUUUUUUGCUUCAUCUUCUUCACCCGUACGUGUAAUGUUUAUUUCAGUUUCUACCGCUGUCAUUGGUGGUAGUGAUACAACUUUUUAUUUUUAGAAGAGUAUUUACCGUACUUUUCCGUGUAUGAGAUGAGGGUUUUUUACUCUAAAAUAAUGUUUAAAAAUGGGGGUCGUCUUAUACACGGAUAGUGCAUGGGGGGGGUAAUUGGUUGCAGCCGCGAGCAAGAGCUUGUCAGCUGCGAUUUGGUGGUUGAUUGGUAGCUGCUGCAAGGGCUGCUUUGGAUUGGCUGGUGCUGUGGUAAUUGGGUGGGUGAUUGGUUGCUACAGAAAGGGCUGUUGUGGAUUGGCCGAGAUUGUGGGUUGCUGUUUGCAAGCGGGCAAAUGCUUGUUUGAUUUGGCAACAUGAGGGAUUGUAAGCAUUUUGAUUCUGGUUAGUGAUUUUCAUCAUUCCCCACCCCCACCCCCCAAAAAGCUCAACAGCUCUGGGCCAUCUUUCCCCCAUUUUCUUAAAUUUGAGUCCCCAAAAAUAGGGGACGUCUUAUACAGGGGGCGUGUUAUACACGAAAAAAUACGGUGCUUUUAGAUUUCUGCCCUUUUGUUAGAGUGUGAAUCCCACCCAAUCUCUUCACCAUUGAAAAUAUAUGCCCUGAAAUAUCAAAACUGCAUAAUGUUCUAUUUUGUCACAAAUCAGACCUGUGCAGUGUAGUCCUAAACAUGUUUACUCAGAAGUCCCACUGAGUUUAGUGGGACUUUCUCCCUAGUAAUCAUGUUUUAGAAUUGCAGCCUAAUUCUAGUAGUUCAGUUUGCCAAGCUUAAGAAAGAAACGAGCCAGCCAUCUUAACGCUUAGUGGAAAAAUCAACUGACUUGUGCACUUUUUCUCCCACGCCAGUAUCUGAGCCUUUCAGUAUUAUAACCACUUACUUCAGAGUAAGCACUACAUAAUGCAAGCAUCCUCUGUUUCUGUUCUACAGUUUAACGCUGAAAAAUGUCUACUUGUUACUUUUAGGUAGACGGAACUGAAGUUUCAUGUCAGAUGACCACUAUCCAACAGCUUGUCGUCUGCCAAGUCAGCUACCCUGUGUUUAAAACAGGACAACAGGUAUGUCUUAGAGUUCCUGUGCAUUUCUAGGUUUUGCAGAAACAACCAGCUUUGACUUCAUGCACGUGUAUUGUAGCUCUGCUGAUGUAAACAAGCAUCCCAGAACUCUCUAUGCCUGAUUCUAACCAAUUGAAUUUCCUUUGUGGAAAAAUUGGCUCCAUAAGAUUCCCAGUGAAAGAAUCAUAGUCUCCUUAUGGUGUGCAUGUCACAGGUGAGGGAGGAUAGCUGCCCUUAUUCACCUUAGGAUAAAAUUCAGAGGUAUAAUGCACCUCUUGGCCUACCAGUUACAGCCAACAGGGUAAGUAUUAGGAAUCAGUGUGGUUUUCAUUGCAUCAGUGUCAAUGCUUCUGAUUUGGUGGUGGUGGGAAAGCAAUGCAUAUUUACAGCUGACUCAUCAAUAUUUCUUUAAGAUAGGCCCCUCAGUGUUUAGCUUCAGCACAAAGUAACUUGCUGAAAUAUUUGAUGGCUAAAAGCUGAACACAAACUAUUGCAAUACUUUUACUAUUAAUAGUUAUAGGUGAAAAUUAAAUUCUAAUGUAACAGCUGUGAUACUUUUAUUUCCAUGGAUAGCCCCUGCUUUAUAACUAAACUAACAAGUUGAUACUAGUAUAAUAUAUCAACCUCAGAUCAGCUGAAGCACAGAAACCAACUGUAGUAUGUACAGGUAUAUGUACUUAGAGCGAGACAGACAGUGAACCUGGGUUCAGGUAUAAUGCUAAGCCAAACAGUGGCUUAGCCCCAGGCAGCCUGGCAGCAGUGGGACUGGGGAAGGUGCUCUGAGAACUCACGUUUGCUCAUUCAUUCCAAGCCAUGAUUUGGCUUAGUGCUAUGUGCAAACCAGGUCACUGUCAUAAAUGAUAAUUGAAAGCAGCUUUGCUUAUUUUAAUUUCAUCUUUUAUCUCUGUUUUUCAUAGGUAACUUUUGAUGUUCAUUUUGACUUUAAUUUGAAAAAUCUUCAGAAUCUGGCAGUUCUGCGUUUUCAAGCUCUGAGGUAUGGUAUAAUAUUUCGUAUAACAUUUUUAGCGCGUAACUUGCAGCUUAUAGCAACAGUUAAGGUAUUAUUAUCAGCCUGUGUUUAUAAAUGCAUUGGGCGUUUAAAAUAUGCAGUUCUUUUUGUUACUGAUAGUGCAAGCAAUGAAGAGGAUGAUACCAACAAUCAGGUCAACCUAACUGUUCCACUUCGCUAUGAUGCAGAAGUUCACUUAACAAGGUAACUAUAAACGACCAACGUUUUUUGCAUUAACAAGACUAGUCAAAAUUCUGGGCAACUGUAAAAACUAGUGAUCCCACUUGUGAUUCUAAGCAACUGGCAUAUAGAGGCAUAAGUAAAGGUAAAGAUAAAGGGACCCCUGACCAUUAGGUCCAGUCGUGGCUGAAUCUGGGGUUGCAGCGCUCAUCUCGCUUUAUAGGCUGAGGGAGCCGGCGUACAGCUUCUGGGUCAUGUGGCUAGCAUGACUAAGCAGCUUCUGGCAAACCAGAGCAGCACACAGAAACACCGUUUACCUUCCCGCCGGAGCAGUACCUAUUUAUCUACUUGCACUUUGAUGUGCUUUCGAACUGCUAGGUUGGCAGGAGCUGGGACCGAACAACGGCAGCUCACCCCGUCACGGAGAUUCAAACCGCCGACCUUCUGAUCGGCAAGCCCUAGGUUCUGUGGUUUAGACCACAGCGACACCCGCAUCCCUAUAUAGAGGCAUACUGCUGCCAAUACUGGAUACAGUACACUGCCAUCAUGACUAAUAGCCACUGAUAGGCUUAUCACCCAUGAUGGCGUAAUAAAAAGAAACCAAUAUAUAAAUAAAUCUCUUCCAGAUAUGCUUCUGAACUCAGUGACUCUGAUCUAAUACAAAAAACAUUAAGAUUUCCAAAAGAAUGCUUAUUGAUACUCUUAUUUCUGCUCAGGUUUACCCAAAUGAACUUUUAUGAGGUUUAUUCGGAUAACCACAUACCUUCAACGGUGAACACUUUCAAUGAAAUUGGACCCGCGUUCAAUUUUUCUGUUAAGGUUGGUAAAUAUUUCUGCUAGCUUUUAAAUGCCUAAGAAAUAUUUGCCGUAUUUUUCGCUCUAUAAGAUGCACCAGACCACAAGACGCACCUAGUUUUUGGAGGAGGAAAACAAGAAAAAAAAUAUUCUGAAUCUCAGAAGCCAGAACAGCAAGAGGGAUCGCUGCACAGUGAAAGCAGCAAUCCCUCUUGCUGUUCUAGUUUCUGGGAUAGCUGUGCAGCCUGCAUUCACUCCAUAAGACGCACACACAUUUCCCCUUACUUUUUAGGAGGGGAAAAGUGAGUCUGAUAGAGCAGAAAAUACGGUAGUUUUUGCAUUUCCUCCUAAAGCAUAUUGAACUAAGCACUAAGCCAAGGGCAGCUUAUUGGGCUGGAGCGAGAAUAAGCAGGGCAUGCCAGUCCCAAGGGCAAUGGGGCCGUGGGUAGGUUGCCACAUAUCUGCUUCUGCACAGCCCUGGGCAAAGGUGGGAGGGAGCAAACUUGAAAGUCAAACUUACCCCAUCUGCUCAACAUGGUCUACUUUUGCUCUAGACUUAAGGUCUUCCACCAGUAGCACUGCUAUUUUAUGUUUAAAAAGGUAAAGGGACCCCUGACCUAUUUUAUGUUUAGGUUCUUAAUUUAUCUGCAUUUAUUAAUAUGCUGCCUUUGCUGCAAGUAUCUGAAGACCACAUUCAUGGCUUCACCCUGUUAUAUCCUCACGACAAUUCAGUGAGGUGUGUUGCACUAAGAGAGAAAUGACCAGGGAUCCUCAUCAUCUGACACAAUGAUGAUGGGUGUGUCUCACAAGACUGUGCUGAAAGGACUCAUUGAGUUUCACUAGUGAACAUCUGGGAUCCUUUCCACGUUGCAGCUGUGCAUACAAAGCCCUGUGCCUAUGCUUUGCCUGAAGGCAUAAUGUUUUGGAAACUUUGCCAGUUUUAAGCCAAAUGCAUACAUGCCAUCACACCCUGACUUGACACCCAGAAAACCCAAACAUUCUAUGCUUAGAAUUUUUUGUUGGGAUCCAGGGGUUUCUGAAUUUUGUUUUUGAGAAUCCAAUGUCUUAACAAAAAAAUGACAUGUUAAAUAAUGAGGAAUGGGCGGGUAUAUGGGCCAAGAAAAGCAUUAUAGAGAAUGAGAAGAGGAGCUAGGAAAACUGUAUGGAGCACUGAAAUCAUAUCCCUUGGCUGCUGGAAGCUUUCUACAAUCCUCGUUCUGAAUUCAGUGUCUUGAGAAAAUACUCCCUGCACGUCUUCGUAGAAUUGUUUUGACACUGAGAAUUAGAAUGCUGUUUUUCUUAUCUUUUUUAAGGUUAAGUGAAAGCUUUUAGGAAGGCAAAUUCUGCCCUAGAGUCUAAAUUCUGCACGGUGCUUUGAUUGUGGUUCUACAAGUUCAGUUCAUAAGCACAUAUAUUUUCUAGUAGUAACCAUUUUUAAAACUUGUACUUUCCCACUGUUAAUAAUAACAGAAAACAAUUCUUACAAUAUAAACCAACAUCUGCAGGAGGUUAUCCAGAUAAUUAUUUGUUUUUCAGGUCACAACAGGAAGUAUUCCAGUAAGCAUGGCAUAUUUAAAGAUCCGUAUUCCAGAGCACACCGAAGGGAACAGUCCAUUGAUGUAUGUGACAGCUCUGCACACCAGUCAGGUGAAAAGAUAGUCUAGAUAUUUUAAUUACAGUUUACAGUUUGGUCAUCUACCUACUAUCCCUUGCUUUUUCCUGUAGGACUAAUUGCAGUCGUCAACAGGUUUACCAUACCCAUUGAGUCAAUCACCCAUCUCCUACUACCCUUCUGAGAAAAACCCCACCCCACCCUCCCACUAUAUAUAAGGGUCUGGUGACUUCUGUUUGAGUGUAUCUGAAGAAGUGUGCAUGCACACGAAAGCUUAUACCCAGAACAAACUUAGUUGGUCUCUAAGGUGCUACUGGACAAUUUUUUAAUUUUUUAAAUUUAUUUUGACUCCGUUAGACCAACACUGCUACCUACCUGAAUCUAGUUUACAACACAGUAAUAAAGGUGACAUGAAUGCAAUGCAGUAUGGAAAGAUUAACAAUGCUAGGACAUCCUGCACCACCAUUCCAUUGUUUUGCCACUGAUUAAGGCUGCAAUCCUAUACAUACUUACAUGGGAGUAAGUUCCCUUAAACUGGUGAGCCUUAAUUCUGAGUAGGUAUGGAUGCCUGUAGUUCAAGGCUGCCAUCAAGUAUGGGAGUAAAGCUAUCUGUGCUCAAUUGGACUUUACUCUUAAGAGAUUUGAAAAGGAUUGAACUUAAUGCAGCGGGGGCUGCAAAACAGAAAUGCUGCCUUCUGCUUGUGUGAAAUGUCCUGUCAGUUCUAGUUCAAUAAUACAUUUUUUAUUUGACACAUGCAGUAAGGCCAUUGCAUAGAUAAAAGCAGUGGGCAUGAGCUAAUCAGCUAGAUAAAAUCUCCAUGUGCUCCUUCACAUCUAUUAUUAUUAUUAUUAUUAUUAUUAUUAUUAUUAUUUAUUAUACUCUUUCUAGGGUACUGAUAUCAGCUGUGAUGCACGGAUCAAUCCAUAUAAAAUAGGACAACAAAGCUAUACUGUGUCAUUUAAGAAGGAGAACUUCAAAGCUAUGAAAGAACUGGUGAGUUGAAUUUAUGAUAGCAGGAGCUGAGACCCUAGUUAUUUCAUUGUUAUUUAUAGAAAGUGAAUACCUAGACACUUCAUAGUUCAGUUUAGGAGCUUCUUACACCUCACAUGUCAAUCUAGCACCUAUGACUUAAAUCAUCAUGUGGUUCGGGUUAACCAGCUCUGUCUUAACUAGAAAUUGUCCUGUCUGAAAGGAAAUGGAAAAUUCAGGUUGACUAUAUGUCAGAAUUUACAGGUUGCUUGUAGUAACCCAUGGAAAAAUUCUUGCAGCUGGAAGAGUUGGUGCUUUGGGUAGCAGACUAGAGAUGAAAUUAUAUGUUUUCCUCCUUUGCUAUCUCAGGUUGUUUACCUGACAUAGAAAUAUGAUUGUAAAACUAUACUUUGAUAUAUUCAUUUGCCAUUGAUUUUAAGGUGUUGCUAUAAGUGCACAGUUAGAUUUAAAUGCACACUUGGAAUUGUAAAGUGUGAAUGAAACAAACAUAAGUUUGAAACACCUGUGUCAUACAGGCACACUUAUGAAGAGCCCAGGAUAUUGAUAGUAUGUUCAGUGGCAACCCAGAUCUGUUAAUGUAUAAUGUGUGGAGCUCUUCAAAUCAGCAACAUAGCUUUAUGUUCUACAACGCUGCAGGUUUCUGCUGAACUAUGGAAUAACUUUUAAUGAGAAACGAUGAAUUCCUAAAAUAGAAUAAAAUUAGUGAAUUGCUAUACUGAUACAUUUUAAUGUUAUAUUAUCAUCAUCUCCCCCCUUUUUUUGCAAAAGAACUGCAAGAAUGUCCGAUGUGCUACAAUUACUUGCACACUAAAAGACAUCGUACUGAAAGCAGAGUAUUAUGUUAAUGUUUCUACCAGAAUCUGGAAUGGGACGUUUGCAGCCGUAAGUAACAUCUAUGUUUUAAUGAGUUACUGGAUAUUUUCUGUAUGUUUGAUAUUUAUGGAGGUAAAAAAAAAAGAAGGUAAAGGACCCCUGGAUGGUUAAGUCCAGUCAAAGGCAAUUAAGGGGUUGCGGCGCUCAUCUUGCUUUCAGGCCGAGGGAGCCGGCAUUUGUCCACAGAGAGCUUUCCGGGUCAUGUGGCCAGCAUGACUAAACCACUUCUGGUGCAACAGAACACUGUGACGGAAACCAGAAUGCACGGAAAUGCCGUUUACCUUCCCACCACAGCGGUACCUAUUUAUCUACUUGCACUGGCGUGCUUUCGAACUACUAGGUAGGCAGGAGCUGGGACAGAGCAACAGGAGCUCACUCUGUUGUGCAGAUUUGAACCGCCGACCUUCUGAUUGGCAAGCAGUGGUUUAGACCACAGCACCACCCGCAUCCCUUUAGAGCUAAGCACUAAAACACAAAGUUUUGUCUUCUGUUACUUUGCAUAACAUUGUAAAAAGAAAACAUAAAUGUAAAUGGAGGCUAAAUUAGGUGCAAUUAGGGGGGGAAAUUUGUUGCUACUUUAAAACGGGAAGAGAUGCUUUGAACUGCUAACUCGGAGACAUGAGCUACACAAGCCGUCAAAUAGGAUGUUGGAGCCCAGAAAGCUAGAAUGGGUUUUGCCACUUGAGUCUGCGAUUGAGAGACAUCACUUUUAGAUUCAGUCUCAUCUUAAAAGCUUCCUGCAUGUUGGAAGCUUGCAUAUCAGGGAGAAAGGUUCUAGCCUAGCCCUUUACUAAUUAUGCUGGCUUUCUCAUUUACAGGGAGAGUUAUUUAUUUUUUUAAUGUAGCAGGUGUGAUUUCCUGCACAUGCAGUCUGACGUGGUGCUGCCAAUUUUAUUUAUUUACUACAUUUGUAUACUACCCAUCCAACCAAAUUCUCUGGGUAGUUUACACACACACAAAAUAAAACAAAAUGCACAUUACAAAUAAAAUAUAAAUUGCAACAGCCGAAAGUCCAACCCAAAAAAAAUCCGACAACUGAUAUUAAUUAAGCACAGAAGCUAAAACAAUGUGAAACAAUGUAAAUUAGGCAUAAAAUUCAGCAAGGAGAAACUUAGUAUAAUAACAUAAGCAUUGAAUAGAUUCUGCUUUAAAGGAAGAACAAGAAGACCAUUACCUAGUACAUGAAAUACCACCUGCAAGUGUAAACCAGGCCAAGAUGUUCAAAUGUUCUUCCACAGACAAAGCUGCCCAAUUUGUAAUUGCUCGGAAUGGGAAAGAUGUCUCGAAUGUCACAGUGGGACAGUUAGCUUAAGAAAGUACUAUAUGCAUCGCUAUCCUGGAACAAAAGCAUUAAGUGGAAACACAGAUCCUGAAGACUUUGCAGCUGUUUGGUGGACUUUUAUGACAUAUAUGAGCAAUUGUCCCCAUAAGAAUGUUGCAGCUGCCAAAUAUGACUGUAUAUGGAAUUAUUCACGAUAUGCCUUGAUGUGCAAACAGCCUUUAAAGCCUGCUGUGUCUUUGGUCUUCUCUUGGAUCAUAUGGUGACCUCUUGCCACCCAUGUCUAGAUGUUCUCUUUUCUUCCAGAACAAGGGAGAGGGGCAGUUUUAAUAUCUCACAGCACAUAGCUUUAAAAGAGGUUUAGACCAGUGUUUCCAAAACUUGGGUCGCUAGCUGUUUUUGGAGUACAACUCCCAUCAUCCCUAGCUAGCAGAAACAGUGGUCAGAGAUGAUGGGAACUGUAGUUCAUAAACAGCUGGAGACCUACAGAGGACAGGGCAAUCCGUAGCUUCUAUCCCUGCUGGCUGUGUUUUGCCUCUACUGUUGGAGGCAGCAUGCCUCUGAAUGGCAGCUUGGAAACCACAGGAAGGAAGAGUUGCACUCAGGCUGUGCUUGCAAGCUUCCCAUAGGUAUUUUGUUGGCUGCUGUGAGAACAGGAUGCUGGACUAGAAGGGUCACCGGCCUGAUCAUAGCUGUCGUUUCCCCUUUUUAAAGGGAAAUUCCCUUAUUCCAAAUAAGAUUCCUCGCAAGAAAAGGGAAAAGUUGACAGCUAUGGGCCUGAUUCAGCGGGAUCUUCUCAUGUUCUUAUCAGAUUUACAGUGCAAUCAUAUAAAUGGCUACGCAGAAUACCGCUGAAAUCCCAUUACUCCCAGAUAAGUGUGUAUAGGAUCGCAGUCUUAAAUCCUUGACAGACUCAGCAUGGAGCUUAAAUGAGAAGCCAAGUUACAGGGAACCAGGCAGGGGGCCUUCUCGGUAGUGGCACCCGCCCUGUGGAAGGCCCUCCCACCAGAUGUCAAAGAGAAAAAUAACUACCAAACUUUUAGAAGACAUCUGAAGGCAGCCCUGUUUAGGGAAGCUUUUAAUGUUUAAUAGGUUAUUGUAUUUUAGUGUUCUGUUGGAAGCCGCACAGAGUGGCUGGGGAAACCCAGCCAGAUGGGUGGCAUAUAAAUAAUCUAUUAUUAUUAUUAUUAUUAUUAUUAUUAUUAUUAUUAUUAUUAUGCCUCCUAAGAUGGAACAAUAAGCACUAUGACCCCUUUAUAUAAAAGUUGAAAGUCGGGAGGUAGCUGUGCAUGCCGUUUCUCUAAUACCAUUGUGUUCCUUUUUAAAAAGGCUCUGUGCCUUAAAUAAUUGCCUACACUUUAUGAAAACCAUAUAUACUUUAAUUGGGAUAUGCUACAUUUUUCUGUUGCAGUCAGCGUUCCAGACAGUAGAGUUAUCGGCAAGUGCAGAAGUGGAUACAAACGAUCCAGAUCUAUUUGUGAUUGGAGAAAAUGCUUUAUCAGUGAGUCUGACUGUUUUAUGCUCCAGUCUUGCCACGCUAAAAGCUAUUAUGUCAUUUUCACGCUCAUUUAAAAACACAUGGCGCGCUGUAUCUUCCUCUUAUAAAAAGGCUACACUGCUGUUACUGACAUGUAUAAAUUGUUGUGUGAGUUUUAAAGUUACUGGAAACUUAACAGUUUUAUGGCAUUUCAUCUGGCCAAGUUUUGGCUCAAAGGAAACCUAAAGCUAUCUAUAAAACUUUAAAACUUUGUUAUUCAAGACAGUUUUAUUCAAAAUGGAUGUUUGCAUGAAUCUGAUAAAAGUUGAUACAAAAGCAUAUUUUUUUAUAUUAAAUUAGGAGCUUGCAAACCUUCAGAAAAGAAGGUGGCUUUAGAUGAAUAGAUAGAAAGGAAGCAGCAAUGGGAUAUGGAAGUUUGAUUCCCAAUGCUGAGACAAUGUAUGGUAAGGUCUACUUAUGGAAAAGGGCUAACUUGUAUUGAUGCCUCUCCAGUCUGCCAGAUCUUCAGGAGAGACUGUAGUCUGUCAGGUGUCUCUCUCUAUGUAUUAUUGGGAUAUAUUAUAUAAUAUACUGUAUAAUAUACUGCCACAUUGAGCCUGCUGUCCAGUGGUGUGAUGGAAAAUGAAAAUGAAUAAAUGAUGGGUGUGUUGAUUUCAGAGCAGGGCUUAAAGGUUUUAUCCAGUUGUUUCUCUCCACUCAAGGAAGACACUUCAUUCUAAUGAUGGUUCCUUGAAUGGAAGGAAAAAGCACGGGUGGGCCAUGGUAAUAUGGUAAUUGGAGGGGUGAGGCCAUCUACAUGCCCUCUUGAUCCCUGUCUGUCAAGACUCAGGAAAGCUAGUUGGAUGGGACUGGCAGGAUGGGCUGGUGUAUCAUUACACAAGAGGCAUCAUCCUGAAGCAGGGAGUAGUGUCCCCACUCCUCAGAGUCCUCCCAGGACCUGGAAGAGAUGAAUAACUACCACUCGGUCUUGAAUAACUACCACUCGGUCUUGAAUGCCCCUAUUUCUUGUGUAGGUGAUUGAAACUGCUACUGUGGGAAACAGCCCACCCCCUCUGGCAGAUCCCUUUGCCCUAAGGGUCUGCCACAGGACGUAGGCUUCUGCCUCCAAGUCCCAGUUUCCCUAGGAGCAGCCCUUUGUAGCAGCAGCUAUCAAGAGCAACAGAGGCAUUUGAAAUGCUGCAGGAGGGCAAAAUGUCCUGCAUGGACGCCGUUGCCACACGGGUCUCCUGUUCCCCAGUGGGCAGCCAUUGAAAGCAAGCCUAGGCAAAGCAACAAAUGUUGAUUUUGUUUUGCAUUUGGUGCUGUGUUGAAGGGCUGUCUCCCCCAGCAUCCCAGUUAAACUGGGACUGCUGGAUAACUGACUUUCUCUUCCCUUUGCCCCUGAUGCCUUUUCCUUGCCUGGAUGGAGGAUAUAGAGAGGCAAGAGACUGUGUAUAGUAACUAGCCUAAAAUUUACAUUAAUUGCUGUGCCCACUUUUGCCUCUGAACCCCUCCUUACUGGCAUGUCACACACACACACACACACACAUAUGCAGAAGGGGUUGAAAAAUGUUUCCAGCCCCUGCUCUAUAUAACCAGGCAUAGGCAAACUUGGCCCUUCAGAUGUUUUGGGACUACAAUUCCCAUCAUCCCUGACCACUGGUCCUGUUAGCUAGGGAUGAUGGGAGUUGUAGUCCCAAAACAUCUGGCAGGCCGAGUUUGCCUAUGCCUGAUAUAAACCUUCCCAUUUUUAGAUCUGCAUCAAGGCCUCACUCCCAGUGUCUUCACAGCCGAGCAGGGACUUUUUCUUGGUGGGACCCCGGGUGUAAAAUGAUUUCACCAGAGAUGCUCAGCUGGUGCCUAUUUUCCUGUCUUUUCAGCAGUAUGUGAAUACAAUUACAUCCCUCGCCCAGUAUUUUAAUAGAUAAUUGAUUACAUUAAUGCUGUUAAAGCUGCUUUUACUGCGGCUUUAUAAUUAUAUGGUUUGUAAUAUUAAAUGCUUGAUUUAAUUUUUAUUAGCCACUUGGGAAGAUUCCCCCACCCCCAAAGAUGGAACAGAAAUCUCCUUAGCUAACUUUAAAAAACAAAUAAUUUUCAAUUUAUUGUGAUUUAAUUGAAUGUAAUUGCUGUGAGAGAAGUCUUGAUGCAUGAAUCAAAUUAAGGAAAUUGUUGUGGUUUCCCACACAGAGAGAGCGAGAGUUAAAAUGGGCUAUUUGCAGACUGCAAUAAUGAAUGAUUCCGCCUCUGCAAAAAUCAUUAUCAUGGUCAUUUUGUUGCAAAGUACUGUAUGUAGAAGACAGACACAGUGAAAUGUAUCAGUGUGUCCACACCCAAAACAGCAGAAUAAUCAUAACAAUAAAGCUCUACUGGCAAUACAUCUGAAAUAUCUAAGUGGUUUACAGGGUGGAAUUGGCCAUAAGUUAUGAGAUUAUAUUUCAUCAAGCAAUUUAAUUGUAACUUUGCCUUUGGAAGUGAAAAAUACAUUAAAAUGUCCUUCCAGAUUUUCAGAGCUAAACUUGAAUUCCCAUAGAUCUUUGAAAACCCUAAAUAUAUUUCGAAGCCAACAAGAUCAUCUGUAUUUAUAAUUAUAUUCACUUUAUGGAAAGGAUGCCAACUCCUUGGUUAAUGUCAGGAUAUAUUGGAUGAUGAAGAAGAAAACAGCAAAUCCUUAAAGUUAUAUUCUUCCAAUUAUCCAACCUGUGGGUACAAUGGCUGUGCCUACAAAAUGUUUAGGAAGGAUUUAUUCCAUAUAUUUGAUUUCAUUCAUUAGGUGCAUCCUAAAAUAUUCUCUAGGUGGAAUACAUUGAAACAAAAUGCAGUGACUAUAUCAAUUUGGAAAUUAAAUCAUUCACCACCCAGCAACAAUUCAACAACAACAAAAUCCAAGCAGAGCAAAUCCUGCAGCCUCCCAUUUUCCGUUUCCCCCCUCAAAGGGAAAUACUGACCCCAGAAUUUCUGAGUUCAAGGAAGCCUGUUAUGUAGGGAUGCUGCUGGAAUCUGCCUUCACUGAAAUUCUGUCAUGGAGUCUGGAGUAUUUUAAUGGGAUAAAUUUGCAUAGGUGAAAUGUAAAAAGUUGGAGUAUCUUAUUCCUCCAAAGGUGCAUUACUAAUACUUUGCAAGAUAUUUGAAAGCAAAAAAAAAUGAUAAAUGGCAUACUUUUAAGUAAUUUUCAGCACCCAACAUAGUUCCUUCUUUUGUUCUUGGCAGACUAAUAAUAAUAAUAAUAAUAAUAAUAAUGUGUGCUUUUUUUGUUAAAAGUUGUGAGUGUAUGUGUCAGUUUCUGCUUUCUUCCUUUUUAACUUGUUUCAACAGGAACACACAGAGACCUGGUUCACACUACAUAAGCCAAGCUAUCUGGAGAUGAGCUUGCAGUAACUUUGCUGUUCCUUUUUACUGCCGCAGAGUUAAGACACACUAAGUUUAGCGGGUGGCGCUGUGGGUAAAACCUCAGCGCCUAGGACCUGCCGAUCGUCAGGUUGGCGGUUCGAAUCCCCGCGGUGGGGUGCGCUCCCGUUGCUUGGUCCCAGCGCCUGCCAACCUAGCAGUUCGAAAGCACCCCCGGGUGCAAGUAGAUAAAUAGGGACCGCUUACUAGCGGGAAGGUAAACGGCGUUUCCAUGUGCUGCGCUGGCUCGCCAGAUGCAGCUUGUCACGCUGGCCACGUGACCUGGAAGUGUCUCCGGACAGCGCUGGCUCCCGGCCUAUAGAGUGAGAUAGGCGCGCAACCCCAGAGUCGGACAUGACUGGCCCGUACGGGCAGGGGUACCUUUACCUUUAAGUUUAGCUUAGCAGGUCAUCUAAACCCAGUCUCGUAGUUGACCUUUCUCCUCACUAACUACAAACUGUAGCCAAGAACAAACCCCCCGAUACAUUUUGUGGUUAGUGAAAAGAGAGCUUCUUAACCGGGUUUGAACAACAUGAUAAGCCAAACCUUGGUUUAGCUCAGUUCAGUGUGGUGGUCAAAAGAAGCAGUAAAGAGGGAUGCUAUUGCAAGCAUCUCUCCUGCAGCCUUCAUAUUCCCAGUACGCUGAACUUCGGCUUACUGUAUCGUGUGAACCAGGGCACAGUGAAAGAUUUUUGCAUCUUAAUUAUUAUGAAAGUGCAAGUGCAAAAUUUAUUACCAAUGUUCUGAAACCCAGAAUUUCUGCUGGAAUUCAAACGAAGCAGAACAAAAGGCGAGAGCACAAUUACACUUGCCGCUCUAUAAUGAGUGGCCAAAGAAUGCAUGCAGAAUGCAUUGAUCACUUUUGUUUGAGAAUUGCUGCUGCCUUACCUUGUCUAACUACAACCAUUCUUUCUUUUAAGAUUCCGCUCACAAUAACAAAGCCCGAUGAGAAAGCAGACGUGCCGAUUGGAGUUGUGAUAGCAAGUGUCCUGGUCGGUCUCCUCUUGCUGCUAGCUCUAGUUGCUGCCUUAUGGAAAGUAAGUUAACGAUUAGGAAGCAAUUGUAGGGGAAAAGGCAAAUUGCCACGGAACUCCCACUCGUGAGGUGAGAGGCAUAGAUCCACCACUAGAGGCAGAAAGCUCCUGCACAAUCCACUCCGCUCUAGUGGUAAACAAUUGAGCUGUGCUGCUCUUAUGUCUUGUAGUCAUUUUCUCAAAUAUAUUUCAUUUUGUGGUUCCUGCUCAAUAGUAACCCAGUCAUUCCUGGCAUAGCAGAACUUAAGAACUGCUUUCCAAAAAUUUCCAGAAACCACUGAGAAAUCAGCCGUGCCUAUCUUGAAUUCACAUACUAUAGCUUUAUCUGUGGCUGGAUUUGAGCAUAAUGCUAAACUAAGGAUUAUGUGCAUGGAACGCCCAUUUUCAUGGUUUGCCAUUAUGUCUGAACCCAGAAUUGUGAUUAAUCUUAACCUUGAUUUAGAGAAAGAAGCAAAGGUCAGAAACCAGAGUCUGAUGUUGGCUUGUUUCUGUAAGCCAUAGUUUUCUGUGACAAACCAAGGUUAGUUGAAAACGAAAGCAAAAUCUUCCAUUCUCAUAGCAUGCUGUAGGGAAACAGGUGCCCUUGUCUGAGGCUCAUGCACAUAGCACAAAGCCUUUAAUUAAAUGUAUGAGCUAGCCUUAAGUAUCAUAUACUAUACAUAAGGAAAUUAUUUUAAAUAAAUGUAUUUCAGUGGUGUUUGCUAACCUCCUUAAAAACUUCUCAAAACAUUUUCUACAGCUCGGUUUCUUCAAGCGAAAAUAUGAGAAGAUGGCAAAGGAUGUGGAAGAUGUGGAUGAAAUUGCAGAACUCACUAAGGACAGAGAAUGAAUAUAGCAGGAAUAGCACUGUGUACACCGACCUUCUGAUUCACAAACAUUGCUUGCAUUCACACUGGUUCAACAACUUGGGAGUGCCUUAUGGAUUAUUUUAAUUUCUUAUUUUUUUUCAAUGAAAAUGUCCUUUUUUAUAGUUGGGGAAAAAUUUUUACAGGUACUAUUUUAUUUUAGCAAUAACUGCUGGUCAGUUUGGGGUUUUCUUUACAAGGGUUUAAAAAAUGUUUAUUUUUCUUGUUUGUAUUUUUUGUAUUUUAUUAAUAGCUGUUCUGAAUCAGCAGGACCAGAAGCAGUAAACACUGAAUUGUGCCAGAAAUACUAUGUUUGGUAUAUAUAUAUAUAUAUAUAUAUAUAUAUAUAUAUAUAUAUAUAUACACACCAUUGACUGUCAGGAUAAUCUUUGUUAAAACAUUAACACAGCUGCAGUCUAGAGCUGCUGGAUGUGUACAAAAGGCCUACAGCAGCGUACUCUCCAACCUAUUCACACCUAACACUAAGCCAAACUUAAUAUGAAUAAGCAAGAAUAGUGUCAUACUCAGAUCCUGCUGAUGGACUUCUUGUAAGCCUCUGAUUGGCUACUAUGAGAACAAGAUGCUGGAUGAGAUGGGCCACUGGAGUGAUCAUGCAGGGCUCUCUUUAUGAAGGCUGUGGCUGGAAGCUCUAAGACAGCAGGAAGUAUCCACUCCUGCUGCGGCUAUUCUCUCUUGCAUUUGUGGGUGACCAUUUUUAUUAUCACCCACAAAUGCAAGAGAGACCAUUUUUAUUAUCUAGACAGCAUCUUAAAAAGCAGAGACAUCACCUUGCCAACAAAGGUCCGUAUAGUUAAAGCUAUGGUUUUCCCAGUAGUGAUGUAUGGAAGUGAGAGCUGGACCAUAAAGAAGGCUGAUCGCCGAAGAAAUGAUGCUUUUGAAUUCUGGUGCUGGAGGAGACUCUUGAGAGUCCCAUGGACUGCAAGAAGAUCAAACCUAUCCAUUCUGAAGGAAAUCAGCCCUGAGUGCUCACUGGAAGGACAGAUCAUGAAGCUGAGGCUCCAAUACUUUGGCCACCUCAUGAGAAGACUCGACUCCCUGGGAAAGACCCUGAUGUUGGGAAAGAUGGAGGGCACAAGGAGAAGGGGAUGACAGAGGACAAGAUGGUUGGACAGUGUUCUCGAAGCUACCAGCAUGAGUUUGACCAAACUGUGGGAGGCAGUGGAAGACAGGAGUGCCUGGCGUGCUCUGGUCCAUGGGAUCACGAAGAGUAGGACACAACUAAACAACAACAACAUUUUUAUUAUGUAUUUAUUAAAUGCUUCCUGGGACAGAGUUCCAUGGCCAAAAGACCGUGUUUCACCCAAAAAUGCAUGGGAGCCCAUGGUUAUAUCUACAUCUGGGGCCAUAUUCUAGAAGUAUUUAGGCUAUUAUUGGGCUAUUGUUAUUGCAAAAAAAUAUCUGCCUGAUAAGCUGUUGGGCCCUUCCAAAGGAAUACAGCCGUCCAGCCUCCAAAUUUGUGUCUUUAAAAUCAGGGAAAUAACUUUUGUUGAAGAUUUGAAAUGAUAAGUUUUCCAGCCCUUGAAGCUGGAAGUUUGCAAUCCUGCAGCUUUCAUUCAUUUCCAUUAAGCCACAUGUUGCAAUUUACACACUCCAUAGUUUCUACUGCCGAUACUAUUUUAUUGCACUUUUCAAACUGGCACGAAUCUGCAGUCCUGCUGUAAAUCUAAUGUAAAUAUAUAGGUUUAUAAACCUGCACACCUUUAAAAAAAAGGUAUUUUAAAAUGUGUUUUUGUACUAAAGAAUUCAGUAAGGCAUUAUUUUAGUGGAAUUUGAAGCAAUGUUAAGUGUCACAACAGAAUCAGAUGUUCCAGAGGCAAAGGUCACUCAACUGCACAAUUGACUUUCCCUACAUAUAGCUCCUCUUUUGUUUGUUUCUCAGGUGCAAAUUCAUCCAAUUUCCUUUACAAUGGCUUGUUAAGGAUAAUCCUAUCUGUCCAACUUUACCCACCCAGAGAAAGCAGGGCACAUUCUGAACCCAGGAUUCCUUAACCCUAUUUAAUGGCAAAGCUAGGAUUUCAACUGCACCAGCACUGUUCAUUACAAACUAGUGUACUGAAUACAGCAUUUAUUGGAAAUUGUAACUCCAAGGAGCCUGGCUCUACUAAUAUACAUUCUGCUGUGUCAACACCAAUUGAAAUUACCAGGAAGCUGUGAGCAAUUCUCAUAAAGGCUUUAUUUGUACAGGACAAAACUUACCUCUGUGAAACUACUCUAGGGUCUUCUGCAAGUAACCUGAAAGAUGGUGCUGGCACAAGCUGAACUCUCUGCAUUUGGGGUUUGUGCAGAAGUUCAAAGUAAACCUUGUCCUCCCCACAUUGUUAUGUACAUUUGCACUACCUUUUAAAUCCAUUGUAUAUAGCGUGUUCUCAUUUUUUAUAUGAUGCAUCCAGGUGUAAUAGUUUGCCUUUGUGUAUGUAUAUUUUGCACUUUUAUUUCAGAACGGAAAUAAAAACGGAUCUGCCUUGAGUAAAAUUG
Podarcis lilfordi (Lilford's wall lizard) is the source of this 62433-nucleotide messenger RNA. Lineage: Eukaryota; Metazoa; Chordata; Lepidosauria; Squamata; Lacertidae. The record is from the annotation of a GenBank genome assembly.